Molecule: messenger RNA, 55316 nt
Organism: Pelobates cultripes (western spadefoot toad)
Lineage: Eukaryota; Metazoa; Chordata; Amphibia; Anura; Pelobatidae
Source: the annotation of a GenBank genome assembly
AGCACGGCCUUAGUGUCGCUCGUACAAUACGCCCUCCUGACCCCGCCCACAGCUCGCGUUCGCUACAAGAGGCGGGGCUCAGGCGCGCGUGCGUUUUACAAGUAAAUAAACGUUCUCGUGAAGGACUGCGGCGGGAGCGCGCACCGAACGUCAAAGGGGGUAACAACCGAGCGCCGCGCACACCCCGACCACCCAGUAUUACACCCCCACCACCGUAUGGACUGUCCGCACCUACAACCAGCGUCUGGGGAGGAGCGGGUCUGCACACUGUGUGUUAUGCGGCUGUCAUGGAGCCAGACUGUGCUGGGGGUCCUCCGAGCUGAGUGUGUUACCUGCAGGGGACCGAGCAACUGCUGCCACGGACAUGAGCACACUGGGACCCUGGAGCAACAGCCCCUCUCCCCUAACACUGGGACCCUGGAGCAACAGCCUCUCCCCUAACACUGGGACCCUGGAGCAACAGCCUCUCCCCUAACACUGGGACCCUGGAGCAACAGCCUCUCCCCUAACACUGGGACCCUGGAGCAACAGCCCCCCCCCUCUCCCCUAACACUGGGACCUGGAGCAACAGCCCCCCCUCCCCUAGCACUGGGACCCCUGGAGCAGCCCCCUCUCUCCUAACACUGGGACCUGGGCAAGCAGCCCCCCCUCUCCCCUAACACUGGGACCCUGGAGCAACAGCCCCCCCCCUCUCCCUAACUGGGACCCUGGGCAACCCAGCCCCCCCUCUCCCUAACACUGGGACCCUGGGCAACAGCCCCCCCCCCCUCCCUAACACUGGGACCUGGGCAACAGCCCCCCCUCUCCCCUAACUGGGACCCUGGGUAACAGCCCCCCCCUCUCCCCAACACUGGGACCCUGGGCAACAGCCCCCCUCUCCCCUAACACUGGGACUACACUGGGACAGGACCCUGUAACAGCCCCCCCCCUCCCUAACACUGGGACCCUGGAGCAACAGCCCCCCCCCCCAACCCUCUUUAACACAGGGGCUCUAGAGCACCCCUUACAACACAGUACAAUAAACACAGCCCUUGGUCAUGUACCUUCUGGGUACACACCCCAUGAGCAUAUCUCACAUGCCACCCUAUUUACAUGUUGCUAACACAUAGCCAUCUGCAGCCCUGAACACAGGAUAUAAAUACACUCCCUACUGGUGGCUGCACUUUGUGUAUCCUGUAGCUUUGCAUAUACUUGUGACAGCAUAAGAUCCAUGUAUAGGCUUUAGUUGUUCAUUGUUACUUGCUGUUUACCUUUUCGCCUAUCUUUCAAGUUGGAGUUAGUGUUGCAGCACUGGCCCAGCUACCUAUUAUGUUACUAUAAACUUUAUUCACUAAGGAGCACACUACAUGUUUACAGCUUCUAUGUGUCCUGCAUUCACUGCUAGGAUAUUAACAAUUGGUGCUGUUCAGGUCCCUAGCGCCUGUAUACCUUAGCACCACUGCGCCAUGGCUGCAGUAAACAGUGUGUCACUUUAAUCUGGUUUGCAGUAUUAUAGCAAUCACAUACUUUCUUAUUGUGGUUUUUAAAUUUACACUUAUUUUCUAUUUCUCAGCCCUCAUAGAAGGAAAUGUCAAUGGAAAGCCAGGAUCUAGUUACCGUAACCUCAGGUAAAGAACAGAUGGCAGUUGGCGAUGGCCCUGGCCAUGACUUGCAGGUGCUCCUCUUGAAGAGUCCUCGUCCGGAGAUGCCAGAGGGAAAGAGCUCCAAUAAGGAGAAUGACCAAACAUGCUCUGAAAAACAUAGAGCAAUUGAUGCCCCACCUCCACAAACCAACCCAUGGAACAGAAAGCAUGGUCGGGCCCCUACCAAUGUCCAAAAUGCUGGCAUCCAUGAACAGAGGGGUGAGUUGCAUUUGCUCAGCUAUUUAUUUUUGUUUAUACACAUUUUUGUUUUGUAUUUUUUAAACUAUGUUGAACUGGUCUACACUGUAAACCUGUAUACUCUCCCCCCCCUGAUAUUUUUGACUCUUCAUGCAUUUUUGACAGUGUAAAAUAUGCAGAAUUGCAAAGUAAGAGUUUGAGUAGCCAUCUGCAGAGGAUUUUCUGAUCAUGUUUGUUAUGAAUGCAUAGUGAGUGAUGGGUAAUGGUGCUCAUUGGUGUCACUUUUCUGUACGUGGUUUGCCCAUUAGUGAUUAGGCUUUUUCUGAACCUCUGCAGCAUAAUUUUGUUCCAGUAGACAAUCAUUUAUUCACUAAACGGAGUUCCAAAUUUUAGGACAAAAUGGCAGAGCUGGGAAAAACGGUGGUGGUUUUCUAAUUUUGGCAUUAUUGCUCUAAAAUGCGUACAUUUUAAAAUUCAUUUCUAGCUUGGUAUGUAAACGUUAGUGUCAGCCCCUCCUCCCCAACAUCCAAAGUGAGUAUUCACUUCAGCUUGUAUCACCACAAAGCAGGCAUACCAGGCUCCUGGGUUUUCCUGACACAAGGGGACCUACCAUGACAAGCUGCUUUAUGAAACUAGUUCUGCAGUGGAGAGUAGUGACACUGGCCUCUCUACAAUGCAUAAGCCAAAAUGGCACAUAGUGAGCAGUAUCUCUGGCUUCCUGGUCUGAUAAAAGCGAUAACGAUUUCCUACUCAGCAGGCCACCCAGUGACAGACUGGUCUGUACUUCAUAUGUCAAAUGAAGUAAAAACCUCACUAAAAGUGGAUUUUAAUACAUUGGCUGCAAAAUUUAGAGCUGAUUGUCACUUGGGAUCGCACAUUCCAUUUAGAGGAGAAAGCUUAGGAGCUAAUAGAUGCCUAUAACUCUCUGGCUUACUCAUUUGCCCCUAUAGAAACUAAGCUUCAGCCUAUGGAGCACAGAGCAUGUCGCAACAACACUUGCAUCAGGGGAAAUUGGUGAAGAGGUGAAAGCACCAAGCCUUGCAACGUAUGACCGACAGUUAUUUAAAGUGAUAUUACAAGAGGCCUUGGAGCUAGUUAACUUUAGACUGCACUCACAGGCUUGCUAAGCCCCAACACCUGCCUCAAUCAGUCUCUGGAGAUGUCAUCACAAAGGUACAUUACUAUGGUAUUGGAUCAUACGAGAGACUAGAUCACCCAAAGCUCUUCACAAGUAGUAACUCAACUUUAAAUCCUAUACAGAUCUAUCACCAUCUAGGAUGGGCAAGCAACAUUUCAUUAUUAUUAUUAUUAUUAUUAUUAUUAUUAUUAUUAUUAUUAUUAUUUCCACAGCGCUUUACAAUAUUAUGAAAGGGGAUAAAUUAGACCAUUAAGGGCUGGGUACCCCACACAAGCAAGUUAGCAUUACAAGAAGCUAGAAAAGCUUUUAUUCUUGCCGGAGACCCACUUGCUGGAGACUUGCACCAAAACUGUGUUCACCCCAAUUACCAACCAUUAACAUGCUAGCUACUGAUUAAAUUCUUAUCUAUUCUGCAACUUACUGAUCCAACUUUCUGUUUCAUACUGUAAAACUAAUACUGACCAGCUUAAUUUGGCCCAAACCUUAAAUCGGGGGAGAGUUGGUGGGUAGAUAUGGGACAAGUCUUCCUAGACUGCAAUGGAUGCCUAAAGUCUAGAUACAGACACUUGUUUCAUUCCAUCAGUUUGCUCACUCAAACCUAGGACCGUAGCUCUGGGGAUAAGUUAAAACUUAUGAGUAGAUGAUAUUCGCUCACUCCAGCAAUUGAUGGCAGAUGUUGGUGUUUUACUGUUUGAAUGCCUACAAACAAGAUAGAACUUAUCUUCUUGUCUUAUAGUUUUCAUCUUCAGCUAACUUGUGCUAUUAACACUUACAUUUAAACUGGGAUAAAACUGUCUUCUUAGGCACUACUCCAACAGGUAUUCCACCAAUAUUGGACCGCUCCCACCAAGGCUAAAACCUUUUCACUGUGUUACAAUCCUUUGACACUAAUGCAGGACAUUAAAGCCAGGUUUAUGCUAUUCUGGGAAAGAGACUGCAAAGUAUCUCACAAAAAGGAAUGGACCCCGAUGGGUAACAGGUUGCAGGGGGUGACACUGUCAUAACCAUAUAAAGACCCACUGCAAAUUUACAUGCACAUGAAAUUUUACUUAAGAUUGCGUUCACAAACUCAACCGCUUACCCUAGUCAUCUUUGUUUAAGCUGUCUCUGGGCUAGGGGCACACGUAUCCCUUCUGGUGAGUGGAUUGCAUUGCACCCAUUCACAAAUGUGGUGCACACAUUGAUUGGAGAUCUCUCAUUUCAAUCACUACAUAGGCCCCCUGAAAUCUAACACACAUACCCUGUCUUUUCCCCAGUGAGCACUAGCAAUGCCUAUAAUCCUAGCAGCAAAGAGCUUGAUUGCCCUAAAUUGUAAAAAGUGUGGUAUUCCCAACACAACGGGAGCUAGAGACAAAUUGCAAAUGCGAAACAAUGUUGGCCCUCAGACUGAAACAGAAAAAGAGAGAUCAGAUAUGGGAUUCUUGGAACCAGUUCCUACACAACGAUGACACUUGGAACGCUGAAAAAUUACACUAGCCUUAACAUGGGGAAAUAAAGAAAUUAUGAUUCACGUAACUACCACACAGAUGUGAGAAAAGUUGAAGUUAGUGGGGGGUACACAGUUUAAACCUGUGGGCGUGCCUAAAGUGUGUCUUUAGGCACAUUCCAUCUCAUGUUGUGUAAUGGUUGGUGAACGGGUUUCUGUUCUGCGUGUUCGAGUUCUAAUUUUUAUUAAAUAUUUUUUUUUUUUUUUUUUAAUUGGUAUGCAUUAUAUUUCUCAUUCUUGUUUAUAUUGGGGAAGUUCCCCCUCAACUCUGCUGUAAUGUGCCAUGCAAUAUGUCUGUAUUACUUCUGUAAUGACAAGACCUUAAUAAAUUACAAAGUAGUAGGGAUCGACUGAUAUGUUUUUUUUAUUAUUUUUUAUAACCAAUACAGAUAGCGAUAAUCUCCAGGCUUUUGGGCUGAUAGCUGAUAACUUACCGAUAAAAGAAAUCAUUUCUGCACAAAUCAUUUAAAAUUUUUAUUUUUUUUGUAUUCAAGAAUAUUUGGUGUUCCUGUCCCUUAGUGUACCUCUCCCCUCACCUCCCCUCCCUGUCCAUUAGUGGGUUUCUCCAUCUUCCCUCUCCCUCUCCCUUGACAGUGUUACAAGAGGCUGUUUCCUGUACCCAGUCGGACUGACAGGAAGUGCUCUCUCAGUGAGCACUUCCUGUCAGUCCACCCGGGUACAGGAAACUGAAGCUCCUGUAUCGCGGCCCACUCUGCUCCUUUCAACCACGCUACACAGUGACAGGUUGGGGGAGCGCUGUGCACUUCCUUCCUGACAGUCAUUUGAUUCUUGCAUCCCCAGAGCCGGCCACCUGUGUCGCAAUAUGGAUGCGUCGGCCCUGCGUGUGCUGGGACACCGCCUCCUCACAUUAUUGGCAAUAUCGGUAUCGAUAGUGGCUGAUAGCGAUAUCUACCAAAAUCUGAAAUAUUAUCGGCCGAACAGAUUCUGUCUAUGCAUACAAAGUAGUAAUGGUGUGUUUGUGUUUUUUUUUUAAUUUUUUUGUUUUUUUAUUUACUUUUUCCCUACGUUUGACAAAAAUGCGGAAUUAAUGUCAAGCCCUCAGUUGCCACUAUUUAUGUCAGGCCUAUCCAACCUGCGCCCCCCCAGAUGUUGCUGAACUACAACUCCCAUGAUUCUUUCAAUGAAACAGCCAGGGAAUCAUGGGAGUUGUAGUUCAGCAACAUCUGGGGGCCGCAGGUUGGACAGCCCCUGACUUAUGCCCUAUUGGCCAUUAUUGUGAAGGUCCCAACUUCCAUUAACAUUUAAAUUACUAUAAAACUACGGUAAAACUUACUUGAAUUCAGACACUAUUCGGCACUUCCCCUUAUGAAAUCACUGAGCCAUUGUGUGGACCAAUCAAAAGCUUCUCAGAAGCAGGAGUGCCAUAGUGAGUUUUUAACACCCCACACCCCCAUUUAUUUAUUUUUAUAUUUAUUGGUUGAUAACGAGCUAAAAAUAAUUUUUUGCAGUGACUUUAUUAGGUGACAUUGCAGCUGCCAACUUUAAAAAAACAAAACAAAACAAAAACUACUUCUUUCCCCUGAAGUACUGCUAUUUCCUUUCUUCAGCUCCUGAACAGAACUGUUUUAUAAGGUAUCCUAAUCACUACAGCGUGGCAAUAUAACUUUUGUAUUUUGGGUCGCAGGCAUUUUAGAGUGCCGAAGGUUCAUUGCCUUGGAUAGCAGGCAGUAGCUGCUUGCACAGAUCAAAUUUUCUUAUGUUUAAAGCCUUAAUGUUGCGAAAUUGGGUGUGGUCUAUAUAACAUGCUUUUAGAAAGUGCCAUGACAUGAAACUACAACAUGCAUUAGCAAGAACAAAUUCAAAUAAUUCUGCUGAGCUAGGUAGCUGUCUUUAAUCCACCACGUGAUGGCAGGCUGCUUAAAUUCAUUCACCCAAUUACAUUGCUGCUUGUUCUGCCAGGGAAGCCGGCACAAUGCAAAUGGUUGUGUACAUGAAGAUGUGAGUCAAAAAUAAAAUUUACAAUCUUUACCACAAUAUAUUUUCAGAUGUCAAUUAGAUUUGAAUGUAUUGGUACCAGAAGUGUACCUAGAACACUUGUGCAGUCUCACACGUACAAUCACACAUACAUCUGUGCCAAGGUGGAGAGGAGUGGACACUGGACAACAGUCCCUGGUGUCAGGGGGGUAAGCAGCGACUCCUUUGUUGCUUCCCCUUCAACAUAUGGUAGUUACCAGACAUUGGGUGUUGGUGGCAUAUCGGUCUGGACCAGUUGCCUGUAUCUGUGAGGCAGCUCCCACUUUGCUAGACAUGGGGAGAUAACAAUCUUCUACCCAGGUCCUGUGCCACACAACACUCGCCUGUUACCCAAGGCAGAAUGCUCAACACUUGCCUAUUACAAGCAUCACAAACACGGUACAAGCAUCACUUUUUCCAAAUUGUAAUUUAUUUUAUUUAUUUUUUUGUUCUAUGUAGCAUUAUAUUUUCAUGUUAACUGGGCCUUUUACAUUCCAUUAAAAGCAAGUUUUCCACUUUCAAACACUUGGUAGUAAAAAUGCAUAAAGGUAGAUACAGCUGCUUGCAGCUUUCUUUAAUUUUUUUUUUUUUUUUACAUUAAUCCCAUCCACAUUAUGUUCUUGAAUCUGUGGCAUUGCCGAUCCUUUCCCUUGUUUAGAAAGGCAGAUCCGCUAUUUAGUUCUAUGAAAGUUUAGUGACAACAGACGGUUAUUCACAUUAAAGGGAGAGACCAGAUUUAACAAACUGAAAGGAUAGCGGACUUAGAAGUUUUCUAACUCUAUUUUGACCUAAUGAUGAAAAAUCACUUUGCAUUCACUUAGAAUUCUAACAUUAGUGAAUAACCUGACCGUAUAUAUUACUAAAACUCAGAUUUUAGGCCAAAUUAACUGCUAAGAAUAUGGUUGACCAUUUUGGACUAAGGUCGUGGUGCCACUUUAAUAUAAUUGUGUUAAGGGAUUUGUCUGGCCACUACAUGAAGGCUCUAGUUCUCAUCCUGCUUUGGAAUAGAAUUUUAUUUGUUUUUCCAUUCCCACUAAUUGUAUUCAGAUUCCCCAUGAGUGUGGGGGUCAGUGGUCGGUUUGUAUUAAUCAUAUCUACAUGCUGCACAAAGUACUGGUGCUGCUCUUCCACAACCUAAAUAUUUGCUAUUCAUGAAAAUUUCUGUAAAUGUAAAUUUGUGUUUACAGAAGUUCUUCACUUUGCAUAUACUGACUUGUAAGUCCACUAUAUGGCUAACUCAUAUUUGAAACCAAAAUGCAGAAUGUGCUUUGAGGCUUGUUCCCCUCCAAAUCACUGUAGUCUUGCACUUUAAAUACAUGAACUCCACCCGACACCCUUAAAGGAACACAGUGUCUGGAAUACAUGCUUGUCCUAAUGCUAUAGUGCCUCCUGUUCCUAACUAAAUACAGGUGUCCUCCUUCACCCUGUCUGCCUUCUAAAUUAAUUAAAAUAAGGAUUUGCUUACUUUUUCACUUGUUUACCUCUCUGCCUUAUAUAAUGACUUGGAGGUCUUCUCUGUGAUGGUCAGAGGGGGCACUGUGCUGGGAGGACUUCCUCCAGGGUCAGAGAGCAGAGACAGGGAGAGGAAGCUCAGCUCUGCACAGAGUUGUGGGGGGGGGGUGUAGGAGGAGGUGUGUCGGUGGGGUUUCAGUCUUUGUGUAUUGGUUAGUUAGGGGGUUGGGGGUGCUGGGGAAAUCUCCUCCCUUUUCCGAUGUCAGCAAUGCAUGCGCGGAAAGAGCCGCACGCGUGCAUUCAAUCAGUCUCAAUGCUUUCCUACGGAUGUCUAGCAUCUUUUCACUGAUUUUCACAGUGAGAAUCACGGAAGCGCCUCUAGCGGCUGGAUUAACCCGAAUGUAAACAUAGCAGUUUUGCUGAAACUAUGUUUACAGCUGCAGGGUUAACCCUAGAUGGGCCUGGCACCCAGACCACUUCAUUGAGCUAAAGUGGUCUGGGUGCCUGUAGUGGUCCUUUAAUCAACCCUCACAGUGUGAGCUAUUCUGACUGGCAUUUGCCUCGGAAUAAAGAUACACUGACUAAGCUGGUGAAUAUAGUUCAGACGUAUUUAUACAAUAUAUCGAUCUAUUAGAGAUCCUUUUGUAUAAACUUGUUCUCAUCAAUAUAGUCCUCGAUUGAUACAGUACUAAUCUGUCAAUAAAAUGCAUCUACAAACACGGUACAAAUAUGGCUAACUACUGAAGACUCCUACUAUCCAGUAGUAUGUAAUAUUGCCUUAAAUCAUUAAUGGAAAGAACAUUCUUAUCAUAACAAAGAUUCUGACCGCUAUAGCCUUUUUGUGCUUUUUAAGGACUAAUAAAAUCCUACUCAACCCGUAUCUAGAUUAACAACUAUCUAUAUUGAGGGUAUUUCUACAUUGUUCUAACCCUGCAUAUACGGGACUUAAGACUUCGCUAAAAUUGAGACUGAUUUCGUAGGUAACAAAUUGCUUUUCCGCUACAUACAACCCCAACAUUGUUGAUUUAGCUGUCAGUCCCUAAUUGUACGUAAUGCUAUUAUAGGUAUUGUGUGCUAUUCCAGCAAUUUUAAUCUUGGAUGUAUAUUAUUCUUGGUCAUGGAUGGGCAUUUACGUGCACGGGUGUUAUGUAUUUCCACUACCCCCCUGUGAUUUUUAGUCUAUUAACUAUGAAAAGUUGUUUUACAUCCAAGUGACAAACCUUUCAUUUGGUAUUCUACUUUCCCCUUGCGUUUCCUUAGACUAAGAGGGAAACUGACUCUUUAGGAUUUUCCACUUGAUUCCUUUUUUUUUCUCCUGCUCUCUCUUUCUAGUUGAAAAUAAUGGAUCUUUUGAAAGACCAUUUAAUGGCGAGGAAAACCUUAUGUAAUGUAUGGGUACAGUAAAUGAGGAAAAUUAGAACUAAACACACAUGCUGCAGAAAUGUAAAAACAGCCGUGGUUCCAAACGGUGCGGUUUGGGUCACAAAGGGGUUAAUGGAGUUUGUAAGUAGGUAGACAAACCUAUAGGGGAAUUAAAUUAUUUAACAUUGUCUGAAAAUCCCCUAUCCCUUCCCACCUUACACCCUCCCCCACCUUUGUUAUUAAAUUCUAUUGCGGACCUCAUUUUAUUUGCUCUAUCUCUCAUUUUUGGAGAGAGGGCGCAUCCCACAUCUACUGUAAUAUAGUUGGAUUUGUGAUUCCAUUUAUAUGCCUGCUUUUCUGGCAUCAAUUUCCCCUUUUUACUUCCUCUUCACCUCUCCCUCAUAAGUGUGUGUGUGUGUGUGUAUGUAUGUGUGUGUGUAUGUAUGUGUGUGUAUAUGUGUGUGUGUGUAUAUAUGUGUGUAUAUAUAUAUAUAUAUAUAUAUAUAUAUAUAUAUAUAUAUAUAUAUAUAUAUAUAUAUAUAUAUAUAUAUAUAUAUAUAUAUAUAUAUAUAUUUUUUUUUUUUUUAAUUUUUUUUUUAUUCAAGAGGUUGAGGUAUGCAUGAAACCAGUAUUGGGAGCAGAGGGAAAGUGAAUAAUGAUCUAGCUUCUUGCCCUGUUUUACCUUUACUUGGGAACACCUUUAACCUAAUGGGGUGACUGUUAAGACAAUUUUUCCAUUUUCUGUAUUCAUAUAUCUCAAUCUUCGGAGUAUAUUUGUUACCCAAGUUCAUUAGAAUACCCUGUUCCAUUUUUGCUUGCCAUAUAACUUGUGAUGUUACUUCUUGGACAUCUGGGAUUUUCCCUGUUUUCCAGUUUUGUGAUAGGAGCAGUUUAGCUGCGGUAAUAGGUAAUACUAACAUUACUUUUAUUUAUUUUUCUUAUUUUUGGCCAAAAUAAUCAAAAUUGGACUAUAAUAUAUCUUAGACAGAAAAUAAUCUUUAAUUUUUUUUUUUUACAUUUAUACUCUCAAAUGCAUCUUAUUUAAAGUAUUUUAUAAAGGAACAGAUGGCCUAGUCUGGUGUCUGGCAUAUCUGCAUAGUGAGUAUUGAGUAGUGAGUAUUGAAAGGUUGACACAUGUACAUGUAUCACUACUGAUGCAAUUUAUGUAACUUGCACAUCUCGUCACAGUCAUACCCAAACCGUAUGCAGGAGGGUUUCAGUAAACUGCUUUUGGUACCCCAAUGGAGAAUGUCCUCUACAGUAGGCAAAUAAGAUUGAAAACAGUUCUGCCCUGGUUAAUUGUCAAUAUGAAAUGUUUGUUUUCUCUAAUCAUUCUUUUGUGGUUUCAUACUUUGCUGUCUUUUUAUUUUAUUUUUUUUCAGGUCCCUGAAAUUCAGUUGUUUUAAUCUUUAUAGAACUAAAUAAAUGACUUUAACAUUUCUAAACAGUGACUAUUGAGAUUAUAAUGGGAUCUAUGUUUUAGGUUUGCCUUCAUCAAGAAUUAAUAGGCCAGGAAAACAAGCACCAAAAAAGGUAACAACCUCACCUUCCACAAAUGCACAUUGGGACUUGUAUAUUACACUUUCUUUACACCCUAUUUUUUACCUUUUAUAACUUCAAAAUCACUUAGUCUCUUACUCGACAAAGAACUAAAUAAAACUAGUAACACUUGUAAAAUGAAACACCAAACGUAUGUACUGUAAAACUUUAACAACAUAUAAAAAUAACUUUAUGUGGUAGUAUUGCACAGAUAUAACAAGAUAAGUAUACUUCUGUUACUCUCCUCUCAUUCAUCCACAGACAUGACCUGCUGUCAUUAGAAAAACUACUCUACUCAUUGGAAAAUCUGCCCUUUUAAUAAACACUUCUGUUGCCUUUGCUAUGUAAGCAAAGUGCUCCAAACUAGUGAUUGGCUGGCUCAAAUCAAAAUCAACUCGAAAACUAUGAAUAUCUUCCUUGCAUAAACAAAAUUUAUAUCUUUGUGGGCACUUGUUCUUGCUAUGUAAGCAAAGUGCUCCAAACUAGUGAUUGGCUGGCUCAAAUCAAAAUCAACUCGAAAACUAUGAAUAUCUUCCUUGCAUAAACAAAAUUUAUAUCUUUGUGGGCACUUGUUCUUGCUAUGUAAGCAAAGUGCUCCAAACUAGUGAUUGGCUGGCUCAAAUCAAAAUCAACUCGAAAACUAUGAAUAUCUUCCUUGCAUAAACAAAAUUUAUAUCUUUGUGGGCACUUGUUCUUGACUUGUUCUGUCAGUAUCUUAGAAACUUGGUCAAGUUAUGUUACCAAUGUUUACUUAUCAUUAACAUUGUGUCAUUAUUAACAUGAUCCUUUCCACUGCUAGGUAUGGGAUCAAGCUUGCAAACGUUUACACUGUUUACUUGCUCCUCAGUGAAUAAAUGAUUCCGUUGAUAAAGUUCUGCAUUUUGUACAGUAUCCGGGUUGCACUGUUACUUGAAGCCAAGCUGCUGAUUUUAUGCAGUGGAAUUUUAUUCCAUAAAGGGACAGUCUAAACACCAAUAACAAAACAUCGCAAUGUACUUGCUUCUGUGCGUAGACCUAGUUCCUCCAGUCUGAGAAAUGUAAACAUUGCCUGGCCAAGCUUUAUAAAUGCUCAUGUAUUGAGCUGAAACAUUGCUCUCUGUUCCUGAAAUAAAUUUUUUUUUUUUGUUUUUUUAAUUUUUUUUUUUUAUUUAAGUGUAAUUUUCUUUUUAGCAGAGUGACAUCAAUGACAUCACAAACUGGCCGACGCCAAUGGAGACCACAAACCAUGAGGUGGGUACAACUUCAUCAUAUACGAAUGAAGCGUUGAACACUCCUAUCCUCCACUCAAGCUGCAUAUUUAAGGAAAAAUAAAUGAGUUUUAGUGAAUUUUGUACUUUCUGUGUCAAAGUCAAAAUCUGGGUAAAGGUAUUGGUAAAGAUUUCUUGUAACUAGCUUUUUUUUUUUUUUUUCUUUCUAAUUUAUUGAUUUAGUUUUCCUCUAUUUUCAGUGCCGUCUUCCCCUUAGUCCUUCAACCUGUAAAGCACAGGAUGCAAAGUCUCAGAGUAACAAGGAACCUUGGAAAAAUGUUGAAAGCAAGAGCAGUGAACGGGAGGACAUCUGUGAGAAUUUUAAUUUAAGCCCUGACUCAGCUGUCCUAAGGAAGAAAGGUUUGAAAAUGGGAUCUUGUAAAUAAAGUGACAGUUCAAAGUUAAUUUCAAAUUUAAAUGAGCAUUUAGUGUCAGUAAUACAAACAUGUAUAGUACCGUUUACGUCCCCAGCCUCCCUUAUUUUGCUCUGAAAAGGUGAGUUUACUCCCCGUGCCUCGCUAGUCUGUCCAUGGCUGAUUCCACCUCCAUGGCGAUUUUGAUUAUCUCCGCGAAAUCAAUGCUUUCCCACAGGAAAGCAGUGAGAGACUAUUGUGCCUGUAUGGCAAAAUUCCGCAAUGCACCAAUCGGCUUCUCCUCCUAGAGAUGUAUUCAAUCAAUGCAUCACUAUGGGGAACAUUCAGCGUCUCCAUGCAGAGCGUGACCAUGCUGAACACCACAGGAAGCAUCUUUCGUGCAUGUCUGACUGUUCUCUGAAAAGGUAGCGUUUAUAUUGAAAUGCCUGCAAAGGACAAGUAGUAGACACCAGAACCACUACAUUAAGCAUUAGUGUCCUUUUAAGGUAGACAAGGCCAAAUUCGUAUGCUUUAAGGUCUACCUCAAAUUUGAUUUUAUUAUUUUUUUUUUUAAUUCACUAAAGAAAUGUUAAGGCAAAUCUUUAAAUUAUAUUAUGAUGGAGCAGACACAUCGCACAAAUUAUGGGUUUUGGUUUAGAAUCUGUCAUUAAAGGGUCACUCCUUUGCCAGAAUACAAAAUCAUAGUUUAGUAGAUUUACUCAAAAUGAAAGCGGGGGGGCGGGGAGGGUGGAAGGGGGGUGAUGUGAUGUGACAUGACACGACUUAUACUGUGACUUUUUUACACAUAAAGCACUUCAGCAAGCUUAAGUAGAGGCAAACUUUUUUUUUUUUUUAACCUUGUCUACAAAAUGUCUUAAAUAUUUAUAUUGCAGGUAGCAAGAAAAAAUGGGUUCCACUUCAACUGGAGUGCAGCAAAGCCAAUGAACCUGACAGGCCAGGAUUUCACGUGCCAACUUUACAAUCCCCAAACUCUGCUACUUCACAAUACAAUAAACGAGAGGAUUACACCCACAGUACAGGUAUGAAUUUGUAAAACUAAAAAAAGCAACAUUUAAGUGAUUAGUAAUACUUAAAUGGACCCUAUAGUCACCUGAACAACUUCAGAUUAAUGUGGUUGUUCAGGUGAGAACAAUGGCUCCCUGCAGCCUUUCUCAUGUAGACACUGUAUUUUUUGAGAAAAUAGUUUUACCUUGGAAGCUAGGAACACCUCCAGUGGCAGUCACUCAGACUGCCACCAGAGUAACUUCAGAGUUCAGAGCUGCCUAAUUUGCAUUCAUCACGUUUGACGUCUUCACACUUUGGUGCAUACAUCAAACGUGAUAUCUGGAGACAGGAGGCACUGUGAAUGCGCCUCCUGUGCCUGUCUGCAAACAGAGCAGACGGUGUAAGAACGAUCUCUUGCACACAGCGUGGACUUGUGCUGAAAGCAGAAGGCAGGAGGAUCUGCUGACUUGAAACUGUAAGUAAAAAUAUUUAAAAAAUUGAGCAUACAGCGCUCAGUAAAUUCAUAGAGCGGCAUUCAAUGAACCUCUACAAAGAACCUGAUUGGUGCAGAGCAAAGCCUCAUAUGCGCACCAGAGUGAACGCUUCUCAAAGAAGCGUCUGAGCCCUGCUAUUUUGUUAUUUUUGACAAAGGCUUGGCUUGCUGAGGAGCUCAGCGCUGGAACGGAGGUAAGUUUAUAUGAUAAAAUCCAUAAUAUACAACGAAACUUAAAUACCGACGUAAAAACAUACAAAAAUAUACAAUCCAGUAUAAACAUAGUCAACCUUUGGUCUCAGUGGUUGGGUGUUAUGCUCACGAGAAGUUUUAGUGUUUCUGUGCUGUGGUUUUGGGUGUCUGCUGGGGUCAGUUGUGGGUGUGGGCCCCUGUAGGGUCUCCCCUGUUUGUUUUGCUUUUGGGUUUCAGCCCCUGGUCUCCCCACCCUGUUAUGCUUCUGUUGGCCAUUUAUUGGGGCUGCGGCCUAGCCAGGUUUGGCGACAUCAGCGCCGGUUCGCUCAGCCACGGGUCCCAAAUUUUGUGAAAGUGGCGUGACGUUUCGUGGCCUAGGGCUGAGAUUCUGUCCAUUUCAAUGGCUUCCCUGGUUUUGCGAAUGAUUGUGGAUAGAGUGGGGACCUCCGGGGUGCCCCAGAGUUCUGCUAUCUCCCUCCUUGUUGCCAGAGCUGUUCUGUUUGCUAAUUUGUUUUGGGCCCUGGUUAAAGGUUCCCAGGGUUUGGAUAGGAGCCAGAUCCAUGGGUCUAAGGGUAUAUCUGUGUGGAGUAAGCUGGAGACCAGGCGGGCCACCUCUGCCCAUAGCGGUGCUAGUUUUGGGCUUUGCCACCAUUGGUGUAUGUAUGUUCCCCUUUGCCCACACCGUUUCCAGCAGAGGUCCGAGUCAAUCUUACCCAUUCGGUGUAGUCUUGCGGGGGUUAGAUACCAUCUUAGUAAAGUUUUAUAGGCCUGCUCUUUGUGGUUGACACAGAUAGAGAUAGAUGCUGUGGCCUCCUAUAUGUCCUGCCAGUCAGUCGGGUCCCCCGGUGGCCCCAGGUCCCUCUCCCAAGCCGCCACAUAUGCCAUCGCUCCUGGGGCGUGAGUAGAGAUGAGCAGGCUAUAGUUGUCAGUGAUCUGGCCCUUACGGGCUGGGUUGUGUAUGCAUGCUCGUUCAAAUGUUGUGCAUCUGGUGGUGGCUGCUGUCCUAUUAUCAGGGAGUUCCAGAAAGCUCUUUAGUUGUAUGUAUCUGAAAAAGUCAUGUGUGUUGUAUGGUGAGUGUUGUUGGGGAAGGUCUUUGUAUUGCAUUAGUUUUCCUCCCUCGAAGAAGUGGCAUAUUCUAUAAAGGUCGUUGUGUUCAUAGUAUGCAAAAUCUUUUGGGUUAAUUCCUGGGCUAAAUGCUUUAUUGCGCAGUAUGGGUGUCAGUGGUGAUGGGUUGUUGAUAGGGAAUUUUCGGGUAAGCUUGUCCCAGGUGCUGAUAGAAUUAGCUAAUGUCGGGGGUAUGGGCGGUGGUGUGGGCCGGGUGUUUCGUGGGACCCAUAGGUACAAUGAGGGGAGGUCAAAGCCAAAUAUGUCGUGUUCUAAGUCCACCCAGCGCUUCGUCCCCGGUAGGGUGUGUAGAUGUUGUAUCUGUGUGGCUUGCGUCGCGUGGUAAAAGUGUUGUAAGUGGGGUACUGUCCUGUUGGGGAUGUACAUGGUCGCCCUUUUUACUCUCGGACGUUUAUUCGACCAGAUGAAUUUGUCGAUGUGCGACUGUAACUAUUUGAAGUCCGAGUUUGGUAUGGGGAUGGGGAGGGUUUGAAAAAGAUAGCGCAGUCUUGGUAGAAGAUUAAUCUUUACCGAGGCUAGGCGUCCCAGCCACGACAAAGACAAGUCCCUCCAUCUCUGCAGGUCUUCCGUGAUUUUCUGUAUCAGUGGUGAGUAGUUUAAUGCGUAUGUGUGCUGUAGUUCCGCUGGUAGUGUGAUCCCUAGGUACGAGAUGUGUGAGGCCUUAUAAUUGAAAGCAUAUGUGUUCCGUAGUGUCUGUCUUUGAUUGUCUGGUAUUGUCAGCAUGAGUGCUUCAGUUUUAUCGAAAUUUAAUUUGUAUCCCGAUACCUCUGAGUAGUCGUCUGGGAGUGCGUUCUGCGGAUCUGUGAGUGACUGCAUCAGGUCAUCGGCGUAUGCCGCCGCUUUGUAUGUUUGUGUGCGGAUUUUGAUGCCUGUGAUCUGGGGAGUGGUGCGGAUAAGAUGCAGUAGUGGUUCAAGUGAGAGGGCAAACAGGAUGGGGGAUAGGGGACAGCCCUGCCUCGUGCCAUUGUAGAUGGAGACCGAGGGGGGUUCGUGUUUGGUAUGAGUAGGUUAGCAGUAGGAUUAGAAUAGAUCAUUCGCAGGGCGUCUUGGAAUGGUUUGGGGAAUCUGAGUUUCUCCAGAGUUGCAAAGAGAAAUGGCCACAGUAACCUAUCAAACGCCUUUUCGGCGUCCAGGGAUAGGAGUAGCGUCGGAAUGGAGCGCUGGGUGGACACCCAGAUCAGGUCUAGCAUCCUCCUGGUAUUGUCACUAGCUUGGCGAGUGGGGAUGAAGCCCACCUGGUCCGGGUGGAUUAUUGAUGUGAUAUAUGGUAGCAGCCUGUUGGAGAGUAUUUUCGUGAACAGUUUGAUAUCUACAUUCAAUAGGGAUAUUGGCCGAUAGUGGCCUGGGUCUGAGAGGGGUUUGUUGGGUUUGGGUAGAAGGCAAAUGUUGGCUUGCAGCAUGUCUUUGGGGAGCGGGUUUCCCUGCAGCAGGGUGUUGUAUAGUUGUACUAGGUGGGGUAGGAGUGUCCCGGAAUGUUUAGUAAUAUGCCCGGAUAUCCGUCCGGUCCUGGGCUUUUGUUGGGUUUGGUGGCCCCUAUCGCCGUCGCCACUUCUUGCUCUGUGAUCUCCAUGGAGAGUUGGGUGAUCACGCUAUCUGAGUGUGGGCAGGUGGGUUUGGUCUAAAAAGGUUUGGAUACGGUCCUGUAGGGUGGCGGUCCAUUGCCUAUGGUGGGGGGAGUGGUCAUACAGGUCUGCAAAGUAGUGUUGGAAUACCUCAGCUAUUUUGGUAGGUACCUCUGUAUCAUGGCCCGAUGGUGUGCAUAUGCGUGUUAUCCGCUUGGCCUGGAUGCGCUUGCGCAGCCUGCGGGCCUGGAGUGUGUCGGCUUUAUUGGACUUUUCAUAGAACUUUUGUUUUGUCCAUUGUAGAGCCCUGGUGGCAUCCACUGCCAUUGCAUUGUUGAGGGCCUGUCGUUGGUGUUGGAGUUGUGUAGUGAGGUCCGGGGUGGGGGUGACUUUAUGUAGGGAUUCAAGGUCCCUGAUAGUCGCUAGUAUUUUCUCUGUGAGCGAGGCGUCUUUUUUUUUUUUUUUUGUGUGUGCUGUGGCUAAGCUAAUAAGGGUGCCCCUGAUCACCGUUUUGUGAGCAGCCCAUAUGAUUGCGUUGGAUUGUACUUGUAACGGAUCGCCUGGCACCCCGACUGGGUACCUCCGUUAAAGGAUGCUCCUAGCGUUUCUUGAGGACUCCAAGCACUCUGGCAGACACCACAAUCACCGAACCGGAGAAACAAAUAAAUUCUCCCAAGCAUAUGCAUGCUGUAGACAGUUGAAUAGUAACCAUACGAAUAGGUUUACUCUCCUAGCAGUCAAACUGGAACAGCAUACAAUAAAUCCUUCCCCCAAUAAUGAGACCACACUUCACUUGGAGGGUUAAAACAGGAACUCCCUGUACUGUCACAUACAGUCUUUUAUUCCCAAUCCACAAACAUAGUACAGCCCACAGGGCGUUACAAAACAACCAAUCAAUCCGUACAAUACACCCAGACACUCCCACACAAAAUCCUCCCCUCUGCCUGUGAUAUGAUUACAGAAAACAAUGGGUAAUCUCAUUAUCACCGGCAGAGGAAUACAGUUUUUACACAAUAUUUAUAACUUCUAAAAUAUACAUGUCACAAACAUAAAACAUACAUUUUCAUAAUCAAUCCAUUCAGGGGAACAACAUAUUAAAAAAAUGGCACGAAUCAGACCAGGGGUUCAAAAGUUAAGGGAAAGUCCUUGGUGACUAAAUGAAGCAUGGUUUUUCUGCCCAAAACCAGUUCCACAGAGUCUUCUAUAGUGGGGAUAAUUGAGAAGUAAAUCAAUUAUCUCCAAGGACAGAGGCAAAACUCCAUUAGCCACAUGGCAGACAAAGGACAAUAAGACAUAAAAAUACAAUAAAAUAUACAUGGUUACAUUUAUUACAUAAAAUACAGACAUUCUACCUAUCCCCAGAUAGCGUAGAUCUGAGCGCACAUUAUUACCGGAUGGCACCCAGAUCACAUACAUACAGUUCAAUCGCCAUGGAGCCAAAGUCUUUCAUACAGUCUUUCAGUAUACUGCUGGGCUCCAUGGCAUAGCUAUCUGGGGUAGCAUGUCUUUAACAGUCCGCAGAAAGGCACAAACCAGCCUUUCUGCAGGGAAAAAGAACAGGGGCCAUAGUCUAAAGGCAAGAGGCGGGCAAGCAGCCCCCUCCAAGGACACGUGGCGAGGUUGGUUUCGCCACAGUACUGUAGCCUUGUUUGUGGCGAAGUAGUGUUUGAGUUCUGUUGUGAUUUGUUGUACGGUUUGUGGGUCGUGGAGUAGUGUCGGGUUAAGUCUCCAGGACCAGGGUCUAGAGAUUCGUGGGGGCUGGAACGUGAUCGCUAUCUCAGCGUGGUCGGACCACGUUAUGUUGCCUAGGGAGGUCGUUGUUAUGAGCGGAAGAAGUGACGGGGAAACCAGGAAGUAGUCUAUACGCGAGUAGGUUUGAUGUGGGUGGGAAUAAAAGGUGUAGUCUAGUGUGGAGGGGUGUUGCAGUCUCCAUAUAUCUAUCAGUUUGGUAGUGGAAAUGAAGUCUGCCAUGAGUUUGUCAUUUCUGGUCGGUGCUGGAGUCUGUGGUGGUCGUUUGAGUAUCUACCUGUGGCUCGAUCGUGGCAUUGAAGUUGGCGAAGUAGCAAGCCCGGAAGUGGCGGCUCAGGAGAGGGAAAGGGCGUGUGUCUGCAUAGUGUGUCUCCUGUAGUAGGAGUAUAUCCGCUUUGCUGCGGUUUGCCCAUCUCAUGAGUCGGUGACGUUUGGCGGGGUUAUUCAGCCCUUUACAGUUGAUUGAGAUGCACAUCAGGCUAGCUGUCAUGGUUGUGUGGUGGAGCAUGUUUCGCUAUUACCCCCCCCAGUGGUAGACGGUGUCCUGUGUGUCUAAAUGUUGUGUCCGUCAUGUUUCCUCCUGAUGAGACCAAUUCAAACCAUUGAACUAAGAUUAACAUAUAAUACCAAAUAAUACAGAAAAAAUAAAUGCCUGGUCUUAGGUUUUGUGCCAGGCCAAAUGGAGUGGGGUGUGUGGAGUCGUCCCCACCUGGGUGGGUCUCGUGACCCCCGUACUGUGCUGAGUGGUGCAUUGCACAGUGCGGUCUCUGUGUGCGUCCCGCUCUGGGCAUAGGCGGGCUGUGAUCAGUGCCCCGGGGUGGGUUCGCUCUGGGCCUUCUCUAUCGGGUCUAGUGGGUAUGUGCUGAUGGUCAAACAUAGCUGCUUUGGGUUUGGCGUUUCCUGGGGGAACCGCUAGGGAUUCCUGUCUCAUUUAAUGAGAAACGCCAAUUGAACGUACCUCCCCAGUGCCUCCCCCCCUGUCCUUUCCAUCCCGUGUAUUCCUCCUCUCCUUUCCCCCCUUUUGUCUACAGAUGCUCUAGUCCCUUACCCUUCAUCCCCCCCCCUCCCCUUUUUCCCUCGCUUUAGGCCCUUUUCAGCGCCCUGUAGUGGUGUCACCGUAUCGGUUUUGUGUCCCCUUAAACCUUAGUAAACCAUGGCUAAAGUAGCGCCAUAAAACUCGGUGUAAAAGGAUAUGGUGGUGUGCGUUCCCGCACUCAGAAGUAGAUCAAAAAGUUUGGAAGUCCCUUCAAGUCUCUUGGGAUAGUCUCUGCCGGUGAGUGGUUGAGUCCAUGGUGGACUAGUUCCAUGCCAUUCAGGUGUCCCGGUUGCGAGUCGGCACCGAUGUCUGCUGCUGGCGCUUGGGUGGUCGGUUCCGGGGUGUCCGAAGUUUUUCCCCAGAGUGGCGUCCUUUGUGGUCUGCCGUUGUUCACUGGAUUUCUGGAUUGCGCUCAUGCUUCAGGUAGGCUGAUGCCCAGUGCGGCAGCGAAGGGCGCCAUUUUUGAGGUGUCUUGAAGGACAUGGGUACUAUCAUGUUUGCGGACCAGUAGCUUGAAGGGGUGUCCCCAUCGGUAUAGUAUGUUGGCUUGUGCCAGUGCGCUGGUUAGGGGUUUGAGCUCUCUGCGUUUCAUUAAUGUGGUAGGUGAGACAUCUUGGUAAAACUGAAGAGUGAUGGCGUCAAAUUUUGGCGGGGUUUUUCGUGUGGCCGCCAUGAUGGCUUCUUUAAAGGUAAAGUAGUGGAGGCGUACUAUUACGUCUCGGGGCGCCAUUUGGUUUUGGCUAGGGGGUUUGAGGGCUCUGUGCGCCCGGUCUAUGGCGAGGUCUUGUGGCGUGGCAUUGCCUCUGGGAGAAUUGUAAGAAACGAUUCACGCAGCGUGGAGAGCAGCAUAUCAGGCAUGACUGUUUCGGGGAGGCCCCUAAUCCUUAUGUUACGCCUAGAGCGAUUUAUUUAGGUCUUCCAUACCGGUCUCUAAUUCCUCCACUUUGUUUCUCAGUGUAGUGAGCUCAGCUUGGUGCAUAUUGAGGUUUUCAAGGAGUUCAUCUCCCCUCUGCUCCACCUGUCCUGUCCUCUCCCCCAGGUCAGCCUUCAGGAGUUGUAGCUGUUUUCCGAGUUCUGCUGCCAUAUGUGUCUAUGUCUGCUGCAGCUUCUUGCAGCAGUAGUUGCAGGUCCCUCUUGGUGAUCGGUGUGGAGGCUGAGCCUGCUGCCUCACUGCGGUCAGAGGCAGAGUCUUCCUGCCGUUGUGGGGAAGAUGGCGUCUGGCCUCGUGGUUGCUGGAACAGAGGGGCCACAGAUGGCAGCUGCUCGUGCUUUUUCCGCCCCCCCCCCCCAUGUCCGCUGGUGGCUGUGGGGGUUCCGGGAUGUGUGCUGCGUCUCUGGGGGUCCGUGCACCGAGUGCGGCUGGAUAUGUGGCUGAAUGUUUAUGCAAGUCGGUGGGAGCUUUCGUUCUAUGCGGCCAUCACAGUUCGCGGUCAGGCUCCGCCCCCCCCUGCUCACAUUUAUUUUAAUGGCAAACUAAUAUAAAAGCAAGAAAGGCUAGGGGACCUGUCUUUCUUGCUUUUAUAUGUUGACUAUAGUGAAAAGGAAAUAUCUGUGGCAAGCGGGUAUAAAAUGGUUGAGAAUGGAGCCCUACAAGGCUGGAUUUGCAUUCUGCAAGUUUAUUCUAAAAUGGUCUUGCUUGUAUUAGACAUCCUACAGCUGAUUCUUAAUGCUGGAGAGAGGUCUAUAGGUAAAGCAUAAAUCCUAUAGACAAGAAUGAGAUACUCCUGAUUGGAUCAUAUCUUUCUAAAAAGAAAUGGUUCUGUCAGUAGGAGACUCUAAAGGCAAGUUAUGUCUUCCCACUGUUUAAUGUUUUUGCUAUGUAAUGCAUUCGUCUUCACUUCACCUCUAUAUCUUGCCUUGAAAAUGGGCAAAUACUAAAAACCAGGGUUCUCAUAACUGUCAUGUUUCUCAGGUAGUAUACAGCAGCAGUAUAGCAGUUCAGUGUAGUUACUGUGUGCAGUUAGAGUAACAAAGUAACAUAGAACGUGACAGCAGAUUACCAUUCGGCCCAGCUAGUCUGCCCAAUUUUCAAAAUACUUGUAUUAGUACCAGGCCUUAUCUUAUAGCUAGGAUAGCCUUAUGCCUGUCCCAUGCAUGCUUAAACUCACUUUUUUAUUAGUGAUAUUGCAGAAGGUCUUGAUGGUAAGGUAUGUAUUUUUGCUGAUGAUACUAAGAUAUGUAACAGGGUUGAUGUUCCAGGAGGGAUAAGCCAAAUGACAAAUGAUUUAGGUAAACUAGAAAAAUGGUCAGAAUUGUGGCAACUGACAUUUAAUGUGGAUAAGUGCAAGAUAAUGCAUCUUGGACGUAAAAACCCAAGGGCAGAGUACAGAAUAUUUAAUAGAGUUCUAACCUCAACAUAUGAGGAAAGGGAUUUAGGGGUGAUUAUUUCUGAUGACUUAAAGGUAGGCAGACAAUGUAAUAGAGCAGCAGGAAAUGCUAGCAGAAUGCUUGGUUGUAUAGGGAGAGGUAUUAGCAGUAGAAAGAGGGAAGUGCUCAUGCCAUUGUACAGAACACUGGUGAGACCUCACUUGGAGUAUUGUACACAGUACUGGAGACCGUAUCUUCAGAAGGAUAUUGAUACCUUAGAGAGGGUUCAGAGAAGGGCUACUAAACUGGUUCAUGGAUUGCGGGAUAAAACUUACCAGGAAAGGUUAAAGGAUCUUAACAUGUAUAGCUUGGAGGAAAGACGAGACAGGGGGGAUAUGAUAGAAACAUUUAAAUAUAUAAAGGGAAUCAACACAGUAAAGGAGGAGACUAUAUUUAAAAGAAGAAAAACUACCACAACAAGAGGACAUAGUCUUAAAUUAGAGGGACAAAGGUUUAAAAAUAAUAUCAGGAAGUAUUACUUUACUGAGAGGGUAGUGGAUGCAUGGAAUAGCCUUCCAGCUGAAGUGGUAGAGGUUAACACAGUAAAGGAGUUUAAGCAUGCGUGGGAUAGGCAUAAGGCUAUCCUAACUAUAAGAUAAGGCUAGGGACUAAUGAAAGUAUUUAGAAAAUUGGGCAGACUAGAUGGGCCGAAUGGUUCUUAUCUGCCGUCACAUUCUGUGUUUCUAUGUUUCUAUGUUCUCACUGUGUUAACCUCUACCACUUCAACUGGAAGGCUGUACCCUCUCAGUAAAGUAAUACCUUCUGAUAUUAUUUUUUUGCAGUGCGUAAGAGAUAACAAGCGUGCAUGGGGUACACCAACGGCAUUCCUCAUGCUUCACAAACUUUUAGAACAGUGGAGUAUAAGUUAAUCCUUGCACAAUUUUGUAGUUAAUAGGUGAGGUAUUAGUCGCAGGUAGUAUCUGUGGAUCGAAGCUUAUAGUAAGGCAUUCACAAGACAUGUAUGGGUUCAGACACUUAAUGGUUAAUGCUAAUCAAGAAUUCAAAACCGGCUAAAUCAACUGCGAGGGGCCAAUAUAUAUUUUCCUGUCGCUUACUAGGUCUGAGCAGGCCACUCGUGGGUCUAUAUAUUACAGUAGUCUAGAGCCGCCGCGAGGUAACAAUAUUACAAAGAUAAGACCUAUUGCUGGCCUGUCAACUUUAGCCCCCCAGGAGGUCCCCUUGGAAAGGUGAAGAAAGGCAUUAAUAAUCUAGAGCUUAGAAAGGGAUGUUGGCUAUCAGGGCUGUUGGUAUAAUCGUAUGACAAGGUAAAUAAUGGGAAACAAACAUAGCACGUAAGGGAAAAUAGUUGGUCAUUAGUCACCAAGAGUUUCCACUGGUCAGUUCGGCUUAGCCUUUGCCUUCAAGGGGCAGUGCACAGUCCAGCCUUGGGGAGAAGUCUUUUUGGGGCCUUCCUUGUUGCUGGAGCUCCGGGCUGCUGCUGCUGGGUAGGAAUCCUGAGUUUAGUCUGUUGCUGUGGGGCCUCUUGGUGCAUCUGUCGAUGCUUUGGGGCCAAGUCCCUGUUGGCUUUCUGCCCAGGUUCAAACCUCUCGGUCAAACUGGCUGUUCACGCGCGUGGUGGCCAUCUUGCGGCCCUCCUGUGGGGUGCUGUCCAGUGGAAAUUGCGCGCCAGGGCAGUUGCUCAGGCCACCCCCCCCGUUGUGGGUCAAUAUUCCCGGUUGGCCUUCAGCUAGCUCCGAUUUUCAGAUCCCGGAGCGGGAGCUCAGACAGCACGUCUGAUCCCGCCGGCGGACAGGCCCCGCCCCCCCGAUAUUAUUUUUAAACCUUUGCCACUCUAAUUUAAGACUGUCCUCUUGUUAUAGUUAUUCUUCUUUUAAAUAGUCUCCUCCUUUACCCUGAUUCCCUUUAUAUAUUUAAAUAUUUCUAUCAUAUCCCCCCUGUCUUGUCUUUCCUCUAAGCUAUAAAUGUUAAGAUCCUUAAACCUUUCCUGGUAAGUUUAUUUAUUUUUAUACUGUAAUCCGUGAACCAGUUUAGUAGCCCUUCUCGGAGCUCUCUAAAGUAUCAAUAUCCUUCUUUUUUGGACUUGGUUUUUAAAAAAAAAAGAAGAAAAAAAUUUUGGUACCUUUUUAAUUAUUACAAUAUCAAUAAACUGGCUUGUGCGUCCCUUUUGUUCUCUUGAUUCCUAUAUCAUGCUGAUUAAAAAUAAUCCAUUUCGGGGGGCGUGGCCAGGUGCCGGAGCUGAAUGGACGCACACUCCUGAAGCUCCCGCGGGUUUCGGCACUUUGGAGCAAAAUAAGCGACCUAACGAGCACUAACCAUCACUCCUCGCUCCACCAUGUCACAGAGGCAGAAGGGCAAGGCCGCCAAAUCGGACCGGGAGUCCUUCUUUCUGGCGAGAACCGCCAAAACAAAAGCGUGGGACGGACGCGGCCUGACCAAAGAUGGCGCCGCGCGAGACUCACGAGACGGCUCAGUGUCACCGCCAGCUUCACCAUCCUCAGCGGCAGACGACUGACCCCUAACGAUCGGCACCAUGCGGCUUAUGUUUGCUGAGCUCUCAGACAAGCUGCAGAAUAGCAUGAAAACCCAAUUGCAAACCUUGGCAGCAGACCUCCAUAAGGAUAUCACUGAGGUAGGCCAGCGCACCUCCCACUUAGAACAUAAGAUGGAUGAAUUUGCAGUGGCCCAUAAUAGCCUAGCUGACAGGGUGCAGGGCUUUGAGAACUCCCUCACUAGCUACCAACUUAAACUAGCAGACAGAUCCAGGAGAAACAAUAUACGUAUAAGGGGUAUUCCAGAGACAGUUGCCCCAAAAGAAUUAGAAAACUACCUGACGAAUCUGUUCCAAGCCCUCACUCACACAAUACACCCGGAUCAGCUUAUAGUGGAUCGGGCACACAGGCUAAGACGCCCAAAGCACCUCCCUCCAACCACCGAGAGAGAUGUCAUUGCCAGAGUGCAUUUCUACCACACCAAAGAGCAGCUGAUGAAAGCCAGUAGGGCCUCAGGCUUGCCAGACCCCUACAGCCGAAUCAAACUCUUUGCAGACUUAUCUGCAGCGAUGCUACAAUUCAGGAAGAACCUAACCCCAGUGACAACCACACUGAGAGACCACAACAUCGCUUACCGAUGGGGUUACCCCGCCAAGCUCCUGAUUCACUACAGAGAUGCCCUACACGCCAUUCCGACGCUGGAACUAGGAAUCGCCAAGCUACAAUCCUGGGGCCUCCAAAUGCCUGAGGUGCACCGACAUCUCCCUUCCAAGGUCCCAAGACUUUCCCCGGAGUGGACUGUGAACUGAUACAUGAGGGGAAUGCCAUCUCCAAGGACUGCGGUAAAAUCUUUGACCUCUUAAGUGGUCACCCACCUCCCCUCAGUGUAUUACAAUGCAUAUUUUGGUUUAAAUGUUGUUCAGAUGUUUGGUUAUGAACUCAUGGGGGUGCUGACGCCCCUUCCCCCCCCCCCCACCCCCCACAGUUCAUGGGUAGCACUCUUCCAUGUGUUCCAUAUAUUGAACCUCCUGCCGGUGCAGAUGAGACUCGGGGAGUACUGUGAGCUCACCCUCCUCCCCCACACUGCCCGAAGCUUUAAAGGAGGUACAACCCCUCAUGCCUACUACUCACCUUCCAUCUUUAGCAUGGCAACGCUCCUUGCCGCCACCACUGUGAGCCGCCACCACCUCAAAGAGGACGCUCACCCCCAUGACCCCAACUACAUGCGCCCGAGCUCUCCUCGGGGCAUUUUGGCUUCCUAGCUGGAAGCAAGAUAGGGCUGGUUGCCCACGUGUUUGUCUCCCCCCCCUAGUUACCCCCCUGUUUAUCCCCUCCCACCCAAACAUACUCGGGGCCACCAACGGGUCCCCCUCGAAACCCACCCUCCAGGAAAACUAUACAUCGCAGCCUCUACCAAUACGCCUAUUUGACCGUACUGUGCCCAGCACUGCUUUAGUAGCAAACAUAGGUAUUACUACCAUUAGAGUACCUGCCCACAAAAUACUUAAGUAUGAAACUAGUCUCAUAUAAUGUGAAUGGCUUGAACUCCCCAGGCAAGCGCAGACUCCUUCUUAAAGACCUUACAACCAAUGGUAUAGACGUAGCUUGCAUACAAGACCUUACAACCAAUGGUAUAGACGUAGCUUGCAUACAAGAGACCCAUUUCAAGCGUACCCACUCCCCAGCUAUCUUUACUAGACAAUUCCCCAUGCAAGUUCACUCUCUAUCUGCCACAAAAUCCAAGGGAGUAUCGAUCUUUAUCCACAAAGAUGUAGCCUACACUCCACAACGACAGUACAUAGACCCAGAGGGAGAUAUGUUAUACUGGUGGGCCGUUUCAACGAUGCACAACUGACGCUGGUGGCAGCGUACCUGCCCAACGACCGACCACGCCACUUUCUAUCUUCCCUCCUGCGCAAAAUCGAAGAUUAUAGGAUAGGGGACCUGAUACUCUGUGGAGACUUUAACUGCAUACAAUCGCUAGGGCUAGACACUACUGCAACCCCCACGGGCGCAAACAAACGGAGACUAGACACAUCGUGUAAAGCACUCUCCAAACUCCUUGACCAAUACGACUUAUAAGACGCCUGGAGGACCAUGCACCCGACAGACAGGGAUUACACUUUUCACUCCAGAGUCCACAAUACAUACACGCGCAUAGACACCUUUCUCCUACACAGGACACUACUGCCGCAACUCAUGCAGUGCACCAUAGGGGAAAUAUCCUGGUCAGACCACGGUCCCGUCUAUCUAAACUUACUAGACACUUUCCAAUUUCGGGGCCGGGGGUCCUGGCGCCUAAACAAUUCGAUGCUGUCCAAUGCACCCUUUGCGGAACACAUAAGAGAAGAACUCCAAGCAUACUUUGCGCUGAACGCGACAGGUGAGGUCUCAGACUACACGGUUUGGUCGGCGCAUAAAGCAGUAGUACGGGGGCUUUUCUUGAGACGAGCCGCCUUCCUAAAGAAGCAAAAUACGUCCGGCCUCCUUGAUUGCCAUAGGCAAAUAGCUAUAAUCUCUAGGCAGAACAAAUCUAAGCCCACCCCUGACCUAGCGAAACAGCUCAGAGUGCUUUACGCACGAAUGCAAGAGCUGAAUACAGAAAAAAACAAGCGCAUGCUCCACAAACUGAGAGCCAAUGUAUACCACAAUAGUGGGAAAGCCACUAAAUACUUAGCCGCCAGGCUACGAAAUAAAUGCUCUAGCUCCAAGAUAGCCUAGGUGGUUUAAGGUGACGGACUAAAGAAGGUUACCCCCAUGGAUAUUAGCCAGGAAUUCGCUCAUUUCUACUCUAAACUUUACAACCUAAAGGAGGAGGGCAGCACUCACAAUGCUAGCUUAGACGACAUAACCCAAUUUUUAACCCAAGCCAAACUCCCCCAAAUAACGAGCGCACAGGCAGAAGCACUAAUCAGGCCCAUUGAGCUCACAGAGGUGCUUGAAACGAUCGCCAAAUUGCCACAAGGGAAGUCACCAGGAGCAGAUGGGCUCCCAAACGCCUACUAUAAAAAAUUUGCGCAUGUCCUGGGCCCCCACCUGCUAAAAGUGUACCGUAGGGCAACUGCCACGGGCGCGCUCCCACCAGAGAUGCUCCGGGCUACCAUAGUAACCAUCCCGAAACCCGAUAAACCCCCGGACACCUGUAAAAAUUACCGCCCUAUAUCGCUUCUAAACACAGAUGCAAAGAUCUAUGCGAAGAUCCUAACGAAUAGACUAAAUAGGGUCCUGCCAUCCCUUAUUGGGGAUGACCAGACAGGGUUCAUACAAGGAAGACAGGGAACAGAUAAUACCAGGAAACUGUCGCUGAUCCUGGAUUACCUCAGGGGGACCAGAGGAGGCGGUCUAUUACUGGCACUCGACGCCGAAAAAGCUUUUGACCGCCUCAGCUGGCCCUUCCUGCAACAAGCUUUGAGAGCCUAUGGGUUCCCCCCCCAGAUUGAGUAACACAUUUUUGCUCUGUAUGCGGGUCCGACAGCCCAGGUACUACAGGCAGGCUUUAUGUCUGACCCGUUUCAGUUGUCCAAUGGAACGAGGCAGGGGUGCCCCCUAUCCCCCCUGCUGUACGUGCUGGCGUUAGAACCCCUCCUGCAAACCAUCCGAAACCACCCAGACGUCAAAGGGAUCCAAAUCAAGGGAACAGAUUAUAAAGUUAGCGCCUUCGCGGAUGAUAUCCUCCUUUGUCACCGAUCCCAUGACCACGAUCCCUGUAAUUAUGCACAUCAUCAAGAAAUAUGGCCAAUGCUCCUACUACGCACUGAACACCACAAAAACCCAAGCCCUGGGAAUUGGCCUACCCCCCCAAGUGACGGAAACACUACGCAUGACAUACCCUUUUGAAUGGAGGCGGGAUAACAUCAAAUACCUAGGUAUUAUGUUCUCCAGACGCCGCGCUGAUCUGAGCGCAGCCAACUAUAUCAGGGUCUGGACAGAGUGUAAACAAACCCUGACAAAAUGGGGAUCCCUCUUCCUGACUUGGACUGAGAGAAUUGUGGCGAUUAAGAUGUCCAUACUCCCCAGGUUACAAUACAUGUUUCGGAACCUCCCAUUACCAAUGCCACAAUCCUAUUUUAAAGCGAUAGAGCGAUAUCACCAACUUCAUCUGGAACAAGGGUAAACCCCGCAUCUCAAUGAAGCUCCUACGAGCCCCAGCUAGAGCAGGAGGCUUAGCAGUCCCUGACGUGCGUACCUACUACCACGCAUCCAUAUUAGCAGCAGCCAUUCCCCAUUUUGUUGACCAAAGCCCCCCGCAAUGGGUCAGGCUUGAGAAGCUCAUGAUGACUCCGUAUGACAUCACCCACAUACUAUGGCUCCCGCAACAGCUUCGCCCCCCCCCCCUAAAAGAUAUCCCUCCCCAACUCGCCCUACUCAUACGAGUCUGGGACACCCACAGACGUAAACGGACCUACAGAUGCCCUCUGCCCCUAGCCACACCGACAGCGGCUCUUACAUACUGCAUUCCCACCUUCUACGCUAAACUGUGGCAGGAGAAGGGGCUCCAGCACUUAGGCCAAUUUCACGCUAACUCAAAGCUCCUAGACUUUCACACCCUACACUCACUCCACGGUGUCCCCCUGACAUCUCAAUUUUCCUACAGACAACUUCAUUCUUUACUGCACAAACAAGCUACACAGGUACCGCCCAGCCAAACAGCCACCGACCAACUUACAACAUGGGAAAAAAUGUGUAUAAAUAAAAAACUACCCCCACUAUGUAAGCCAAUCUCCACGUGUUACCAACUGCUACUAGACUUCACACCUCUCUGAGGCCACGCCAGCUAGACAAUGGGCAGAAGAUCUGGCCAUUGAGCUCACACACAGAGUGGAACACUAUAUCCACCACACCCAAAACCCUCCUUAAAUCAGCACCGUUACUGGAACAGAACAAAAAAAUGAUUUACAGAUGGUACAUGGUCCCGGAGCGGCUUUCUAAAAUGUACCCCGCCGCUUCAUCCACCUGCUGGAGAUGUCGGGAACACACCGGAUCAGUUUUACAUAUCUGGUGGACGUGCUCACUGAUAAAACCCUUUUGGGAAGCAGUGCACUCCUUCUUACAAGACCUCACGAAACUUAAACUGCCCCUUGACCUGCUCACGUACCUGCUACUACACACUCCCCCCCCCCACACCCCUAAGUACCUCCAAAAACGAAUUUUCCACACAACACUAACGGCUCAACGCCUUAUAGCGCGGGCCUGGAAAUCCCCAACCACUCCUAAGAUACAAAACGUACUCUCAGAAAUAGCUGAGCAGAGGCUCUAUGAGCGUUGCUUCACGAAUAUAUGCCCACCCACCCGUACAGGGACGACAGCAUGGGAUGUGUGGGACGCGUGGAGAUUGGCAAACCCUGAGUAAGGUGAUUCAUUCCUGUACCAUAGCAACAUGUAUGCAUUGUAUUGACACACUGUGUUCGCAAAGCAAAAGAGCAUCGGAUUAGGCUACGCAUGGGGAAGUAUACUCCAAGUUACACAGAUCUCCCCAGCCCAUGUGUGGGCGCAUUGACUAGAAUUACACUAAACAAUUUUGUGCGGCUUACUUUUAACAACAAUGUUAUUAACACCACUGUCCAAACAUUACUGUUUUACCAAGCUACUAUGCUACUACGCUAUGUCGCCUUGUACCGAGUGUCAUAUACUGUAACACGGAAACCCCCCCCCCCUCCCUCUUCUCUUCUGUACCCCCCCUCCCUCUUCUCUUCUGUACCCCCCCCCCCCUGUUCUUAUUAACAAUAAAAAUUGUCAAAUUGAAAAAAAAAAAAAAUAAUCCAUUUCAAUGCUUAAAAAUUUACCAGUGACCAUAAAAAAACAAGCUUUGUAGCACUGGCUUGAAUAGCAGGUUUUCAUCAAAUUUUAAAGGCUUGAAAACCUAAUAUAAAGUUUUUUCCCCCAUCCCACAUUUUAAUCCACAAAGCUGAGCAUUCUUAUAAGAGUCAACCUGCAGAGCUAUGUGUUCCCUAGUCCUACCUAUUAACUUUAUUUCAGGUGGAUUACAUGAAUAACAAUAGUUCAGUAAAUAAUUCCCCUAAAUGCAAACAGCAGGGUGAUUUGACAUCUAGUAUUGGUUAAAAGCAAGACAAUCCUAUUCUAGUUAAUGAACAAAUAUAAAAAACAAAAUGUGAAACUAUCUGACUCUUAAAUCUCAAUCUGUUUCAUUGAUUAAGGAUGGCACCAUGAAAAGAGAGAUGAUUUGGAUGAAGUCUCGAGUACACGAAGUGAAGGAAGUGGUGUCAGAGGAUUCUCAAGGUUCAGAGGUCGAGGGAGAGGAAGAGGCCGUGGAAGAGGAAGGCCAUACUGUAGGUUUCUUUUUAGCUUUACAUCACAAGCACAUAGUUAUCAGUUCAUACAUUUUGCUGUCGAAAGACAUGCAAAGUGGAAAUAUUUUGGUUUUUCAUCCAAUUAGUCAUUUUAAAUAUCUAAUGUGACUUCACGACUAUGUAAUCAAACUUGUAGGGCUGCAGUCAUCUAAAACAUCUAACUCUGGUAGAUCAAGUUGAUUCCUGUGUCUGUCGCCAUGCUUGCGUUCUAGUCUCCCCAAUGCUUCCCUGUAGGGAAGCAUUUGUUUGGCUGAAAUCAUAGACUGAUCUUGGCGAGGAAGUCCGUUUCAGCACAGAGAAAGCAUGCCAUGUGAUGCAAGUAACUUGCCUUUUAAUCCAUUGCAAGGUGCAAUGGAUGCCUUCAUAGGCCGAACACUGUAGCAUUAGGAAUAAAUGUUAUUAAUAAGGGACACUCCAAGCGUGUGUGUGUGUGUUGCUUUGUUGGAGGAACAGCUCUUAAUCGGUUUUCAAAAUGAUUUCUAUUUGAAAUUGUAACUUUAGAAUUUAUUUCAUAAACACCAUCCUGGCUGUCUAUUGGGCAUUUGUUUCUGGUUUUACACAUACCCUCAAUGAAAGUGCAACAAUAAAUGUAUGAAAAGGCAUUAGUAUGGUGGCUAGUUGAGUGCAGAAGCAGCCGACAAAGCUCUGUAGCCCUGGAUGUCUUAAGUUGGAGACGACGGGGGCAUAUUGGUUGGGGGUGUCUCUUAUUCCCCCCCACUGUCCCCCCACAAGGCUGGAUUUGCUUUGUGCAAGUUUAAUCUAAAAGGGCCUUGCUUGUAUUAGACAUCCUACAGCAGAACUGCUGAUUCUUAAUACUGAACAGAGGCCUAUAGGUAAAGGCCCCUCCUGCCCCGCAUUAAAUACCUAGCUGUACAACAUGUGCUUGUUUCUGGCUUUUUUUAUUGAGAUCCUAGGGAGAAUUUUUUUACGUAUAUCUAUCUUAGUGUAGACGCUGUAAAUGAUUUCUUUUGUGGUUAAGCCCCAGAUUUUUGUUACUUAGCUAUGCCCCUACAUGCCUGUCACUCUAUUAAAGUGUGAAAAGAGAAAAAAUCCCAUUGGAAUGUUUCUUUUAAAAAAUCUGUAUUACAUGAACUGUACGACAAGUUUCUUUAGCUAAGAUACUAUUCUUUAUGUCCAGCCACAGAUCUGUCCCAGCUGUGCUGGUUAUUGUACGAACAGAGGUUUCUCAUUGAAAUACGUUGACCAGUUGUGAAAACAUGCUUUGUCCGCAAUCAUACAGUUCUCUGAGCUGUAACUAUAAUGCAAAGUGAGCAUGUCAGAAAACUUCAGAUUGCCUGAAGGUGUGGAAAGUUGUUGUGGUUGUUUUUUUUUUUUUUUUUUUUUAGGUUUUCUAUAAUUAUAAUUCAGGUUUGUUUAGAAACAACACUGUCUAUUUCAGAGGAAAUUUAAAGGGAUACUCUAAGCACCAAAACAACUUUAGCUGAAUGAAGCGUUUUGUUGCGUAGAUCAUGCCCCUGCAGUCUCACGACUCAAUUCUUUGACAUUGCUACUAACCGAGCAGGACAUAAGGAAUUCUGAACAGGAAAAAACACACUAUGCCAUAAGAUGUUUAGACAAUAUCAUGAUUUUUAACAAAAGUGAAAAUCUAAAGUCCAUUUCAAAUGUUAGGCCAAAGUAGCCAAAUUGGAAACCUUUUCUAUGUCAGGUAUUCAGCUACGUUGGCCUUCAAUAUGAAAUUCACUUUGAAUUCACACUCUAGUGUAUAUUGCUGCUGAUCUAUUUCCUAGCAACAACUUCCCUUCAUGUGACCUACACAAAGUGAUUUAACGCCUAAAUGGAAUAAAGUUAAGAGAUUAGACUGCAGGGGUAUGAUCUAUAUGCCAAAUCACUAAAUUAAGAAACUUGUUUUGGUGUUUAGUGUUCCUUUAAUCAAUAAAGCCAGUCCCGAAGCCAGAGUUGGUUCCUUUUUUUAAUUGAAUACUACAACUCUAGGUUUAGGAAAUCCUAACCAGUCCAUUUUAUCUGUAAUCACUAUAUGAUUUAUUUUUUCUUGUAAUACAAAACACUAACAUAUUGAACCAAAAUUAACGAAUACAUUGGUAAAUCAAAGUGUUUACCUCUCAAUCAAAUUUAUAUAGAUAAGUGAUACAGUGGCUUCCUUACAUCCUGUUGAUCUGCUUGAAUUCUAUGACUUGUUGCUGUGUGUAAAUUUAUUUUUCUCUUUGCAUAAGUAGUCCUGCAUGUUCCAUACAGAUUUUGAUAUUUACCAGACUCCUUAAUGGUUUUCUCCCCAAAUAGUUCGCUCUGGAUAUUCGUAUGGGGCAGAGGGUUACCAUGAACAUAAUGCUUCUUACCAGUUUGGGCUUGAAAGUUCCAACAACAUGAUGUAUUAUUAUGAUGAUGGGAAAAGGGUUCAUGUGUAUUCAGUCGAUGAAACCUUACUUAAGGAAUACCUUAAACGCCAGAUGUAAGUAUUUUAUAUUCGUUCCAGUCUGCAGUGGUCAAUCAUUCUUGUAUAGAAUCCUAUGGAUCAGCAUACCAUCAUUAAUUUAAUUCUGCUUUAUUAAUUUAUUUUAGCGAGUAUUACUUCAGCUUGGAGAAUCUGGAAAAAGACUUCUUCCUCAGGAGAAAAAUGGAUCCUCAGGGCUUUUUGCCCAUUUGCCUUAUUGCCAGCUUUCAUAGAGUGCAAUCACUGACCAUGGAUGUUAAUAUGAUUUGUGAAGUAAUGUCCUAGUACUUUAAUUUUAUUUCUAUUUUUUGUACAUGUGUUUUUUUUUUUUUAAAGGAACACUAGUGUCUGGAAUAAAAAACUGUGUUCCUAGCAGUAUAGUAUCCCUCUGACCCCAUGCACCCAAAACAACAAUGAGUGUUAAACACUUGCAUUAUUCGGCACUGGGUCCAGCUCUGCCUCCUCAGACGUCAGCGCAAGGCAGAACCUAAUGCGCAUGUGAGACGAGUGAGCUUUUGGCCUCCCCAUAGGAAAGCAUUAAAUCAAUGCUUUCCUAUGGGGAUUUGCAAGAUGCUGGACAUCAUGCACAGCAUUAAGGCCUGUUUCUUGGCUAGAUGACACUUACAUGAUGAGGAUUAAAAGUAGGGAUCGACCGAUUAUCGGUCUGGCCAAUAUCGGCCGAUAUUCUGUAUUUUCGGCAAGAUCGGUAUGCCAAUAAAGAUAUUGCAUACCAGGACCACCAGGCCCGUUACAAGCUCUUACCUUCCAAGCAGCUCCCUUCAGCUCUCCUGUGUAAAUCUCGCGAGUUCCACUGCUCCACACGCAGGCCGUGAGAUUUACACAGGGGAGCUAAAGGGAGCUGCUGGAAAGGUAAGAGCUUGCUGCUGCCCCUCACUGUACAGUCCAUGCCACCAGAUCACCAGGAAAUGCCAUAGCCCCCCUCUCUGGUAAAAAGCAGGGAGGGGAUCACUAAAAAAUAAAACAUUUAAAUAUUUAAAAAAUAAAAUAAAUGCCCCCCAUUUUACACAAUUUACAUUCCUACAAAAACACACACACACACGCGCACAAACACACACAGCUCCCCUGUCUAAACGCACUGCAUCCACUACACGUGGCAUGUAUAUUUUGUGCAUUUACCUUUAGAAAUAGUUAAAUUUUUUAGAUUAUCGGUAUCUGCUCUAAAAAAAUCAAUAUCGGUCGAUCCCUAGUUAAAAGUACCAAAAACAAAACACUUCUUAAACCUCUACAGCAAACCUAAAAUCCAGAAUGUAAUUAUAAGGCUUACAAUAUGGAUAAAGCAGGAUUUAUUUUUAUCUGUGUUUAUUUUUAAUGAUGCAACCAAACGUUCCCAACUUUAUUAUUGUAUUAAAAAUUCAGUUUUCUUGUAUUAAUAUAAUGCAUACCCCCAUUUUUUUUAUGGUCUAUAUUUUCAUAGUAUAGUCAGUCAUACUGCGGGUUGCAUGAAGUUAUGAAUUGUGCGACUCAUGUUUGUUGCAGGCUUUAAAAGAUAGUACAGAAGUGGAAAUAGUAGAUCAAAUGAUAAGGAAAAGGGUGGAUCCAGAAAAAUGGCCUAUACCUGGUACUCCAACACUCGACUCUACACACACAGACUUUUCUAGACUUCUCAACUGUCCAGAGUUCAUUCCUGGAAAGGCUCUCAAGUUUCAGACAGGUAGGUGGGUCUGGCAUUGUCCCUUGAGAUGAUGAUCACAUUUCCCAUGUCAAGAUGGUUUACUUCUUUUUCCCUCACCGCAGUUUAUUUAAUUUGUAUUUUUUUCCCCAUGGCUGAGCUCCUUUUGAUAUCAGUUUUAUCUCAGCCAAUCCAAUGUUUUCCCUUAGAAAAGCAAUAUCUGGAUAGUGUGCAUGCAUGGCAAAAUGCCACUGUGCCAAUCAACUCUGAUAACUAGCUGGGUGGAAGUUGGUCACUAGAGGUGUUAACCCUGCAGUGUAAACCUGGUCAUUCAUACAAAACUGUGGUUUUCAGUUGUAGUUAUAAAACUAUGGCAUGGCACCCAGACCACUCCAUUAAGAUGAUGUGGUUUGGGUUCCUAUAGAGUCCCUUUAAGUUGCAAGUUAUCAAUUAAGCUCUUAAUAGAGCAGAGAGAGGUUAGUUUCCAUGUUAACAAUGUUUUGUAAUGCUUUCUGAUAAAUAUCACACGUUUCCCACAAGUAUGUUUUAGAAAUAAAUUUAAAAAGAACAAUCCACUAAAACUUGUGCCCUUUUGUCUGAAAAAAGCCACGGAAGAACGGUUGGUGAGUUGGUUUGCCACUUCUAUGCCAGCUCUUUGCCAUGUUGGUCACAUUGGAGGGUGCUUGAGUUGACUCUGAAAACUUUCCAUAUACAGGUUAGCCAGCUGUAGCGUCUGAUUUCCUGGCUUCUAGUAUGCACACUCUGCUUGUAAGUUUCACUUUACAUUCACUAAUGCAUUGCUUACUUUGUUUUCCUAGAAACCAAACAGAAUUCCCAGCGGAAAGGAAAUGCUGUAGCUCCAGUUGGAGCAAAAGAGCCAAGCAACUUACGAACAAUGUCUAAAGGCCUAUCGGCAAGUUUACCAGAGCUGGAUUCUGAGCCAUGGAUAGAGGUUAAAAGAAGACAUCGUGGAAGUUCUGUCAAACCAAAAGUAAUACAUUGAGAGGCUUUUUCCCCAUCCCCCUUGUUAAAAAUUAUAUAAAUUUUAAUUUUUUUGGACUAUCUGGCAUAUUCUGAUGAAUAAAGUCUCUGCUAUCUUUGAGGAAAGAAAAAUAAGCCCAUGAUAGGAUCAUAUGCAACACCAUGAUGUUUCAAAUUGACUUUGGCCUUUCAUCUUAAAACAAAGCAAACUUAUUUUGUAUCUAUAGGAGAACCAAUUUAUUUUGGCCAGCCAACUUAAAUACGCAUGCUCAGAUUGAGUCAACCUUUUUAAGAAGAAAAUUUGGCCAUAGUAUGACAAAAUGUGGAAAUGAAAAUGGAAGGGGUGGUGGGGUAAGGGGGAGGAAGGAAGGGGAGGAGUAGUAGAUUGUUUUAAUCUGUAUUUUUGAGAGGGGGCAAUAAUGGCAAUUUUGGAAAGAUCUGAAGAAUUUUAGAGGUGAUCAAUUUAUACUGGAGUAUUAAACUUAUAUUUGUAGUAGUUGUCAGUGUAAAAUUACUUUUUCAUUGGUGUGAAACUUUAGAUCUCCUUUUCUGUUAAAUUUGCCAAACCUUAUUUUACUGCAUUAUUGUUAAUUAAGAGGUUUUUUUUUUUUAAUUUAAUUUAGUUGUUUAAAGGACCACUAUAGUGCCGGGGGAAAAAGUUUUCCCAACUCUAUAGGGUCAUUAGGCCCCCCUCCCGCUGGGCUGAAGGGGUUAAAACCCAUUCAGCCACUUGUUUCUCCAGCGCCCGGCUCCCUCUGCGCUGGGGAACUCUCCACCCCUGCCGACGGCUGCUCUGAAUGCGCAACAAGAGCUGCGUGUGCAUUCAAACCGCCCAUAUGAAAGCAUUACUCAAUGCUCUCCUAUGGACAUCCAGCGUCUUCUCACUGAUUUUCAGUGAGCAUCGCGGAAGCGCAUCUAGCGGCUGUCUGUGAGACCGCCACUAAAGGCUGGAUUAACCCUCAGAGAUACUGAAACUGCUAUGUUUUCAGCUGCAGGGUUAAAACUAGAGGGACCUGGCACCCAGACCACUUCAUUGAGCUGAAGUGGUACUUUAAAACCAAGUUUGGAAAUGGGUGUUUUAAAUAUCUUGGAUAUGCAACAGUUUUUGCACACUCCCUCUUUCAACGAGCCUUGUAAAGAGUGAUGAAGUGGUCUCCCUAAGAAACGGUUAGGAAACCCUUUGAACCUUUUCAAGUCCAAAAAAUGAAAUCUGUGGUGUCUUAAUGGUUUACUUUGGAUUUUUUAAAAUUUAAUUUCUUAUCCUUUUUCUCAAUGCAGAAUGUGAUAAAAUCCCCUUCAGUAACCCCAAAACCCACAGAAGCUCAAGAACCAGAGCCAGAAGAACUGGAUUUCAUGUUUGAUGAAGAGAUGGAGCAUAUGCAAGGUCGCAAAAACACCUUCACUGACUGGUCUGAUGACUCGGAUUAUGAAAUUGAUGAUAAAGACCUUGACAAAAUCAUAAUCGUGACACAAACUCCUCCUCACCUGAAAAAGCAUCCUAGCGGAGACCGUACAGGCAAUCAUGUUUCUCGUGCAAAAAUGACAUCUGAGCUUGCAAAGGUUAUUAAUGACGGUCUGUAUUAUUACGAACAGGACCUGUGGAUGACUGAAGGUGGUCAGGACUAUCUAACUUCAAAGGUAUAUUUCAGUGUGCAUAACUGUGGUACUAAUUUCUUAUUUCCCCCCUAAAACUAAAGCAAAGGCCUAGUCACUUGAGUGACUUUAGGUUAUGGUAUUUUGCAAGUAACAAAUGAAAGUUGACUGUGUGAAACUAGUCUGGCUAUUUAGGUUAAAUUUGCAAACCAUAUGGCAACCAAAUCGAUCUAAAGGAACACACGAAGCACUAUAACCAAGCAUGCUGUAGUGGUUAUGGUGAAACCUAGGGACUAAAAUGAUCUGUUUUUUAUGAACCAAACUUGUGAAGUGAGAGCCACUUUAUCUACUUCCUUGAUGGCAUUCAGAGGAGUUGCAUACCUAGCCUAAAGCCACUCUAGUGAUACUCCACUUGCCCUGGCUCUGAUAGCCCAGCUCUUAGGUUACACUUUGGAUAGCAACCUCUAUCUUCACAUUAACUGCACAUCUUUCAUACCUUCCAUUCUUUUUAAUCAACAGGAAAUAGAAAACUUUAGAAAAUUGAACCUGAUCAGCAAAGAGGAAUUUCAGCAUUUUUCCCCAAGCCCCCAGUUUGAGCAGAAUCUUGAGCAAUCUCCACCCAACAUACCUAACUUCCAGCAAGGUACUUUACUUGCAGCCAUUACCACAGUGUUUUUGUGUUCUGUGGGGCACUUCUGUGUUUUUUGUUAAAAUUAAAGAUUUGUGUGUGCAAAAACAUAUUAAUGAGGCCAAAAUUAAAUGCAUUGGUUGUAUUGGUGUCUGGAGUGACUUUAAAUUACCUCACUGCAGGAUUGGUUGUAUUUUUAAGCUGGCAGUGUGUUCUUAACAUACAACAUGUAGAGGUUUUUAUGAUGCCCAGAAACUUUCUGUAGCCUUGUUGGCUUCAUACAACCUUUUGGUGCUAUAUUUGGUAUGUUUGUAUUUUGUCUUAUCUCAGAUGUUCCAGAGGUGUCAAGAGACUGUCCAGCAAGGACCCCAAAAACUCCUCGUACACCACGCCUUCAGGAUCCCAGCAAAACACCUAGAUUUUACCCUGUAGUAAAAGAACCACAGUCUAUUGAUGUACAGGUAAAACAAUAUGUGAUUUACGAACACUCUCUACAUUUUAUUAGAUAUAUCCCCCCCCCAAAAAAAUAUUUAAUUCAUAUUCUUGGCUUUCAGUUGAAUCUACCUACAGCUACUGUAUGUUCUCCCUUUUUGUCCAUUAAACAUAAACUUUCCCAUCUGUUUUGGACAUUGUGCACUCAAGGAAUUCUUCUUACAAUGCUGUUCAAUGAGAUUUCACAUGCAUGUGAUGGGUCAAUCAAUUUGGUGCCUUGACUGUUCCCUUAAAGUGUUUUUGUUUUUGUUUUUUUAAUUUUAUAUUUUUAAAGAAAAGUUUGCAGGGGUUUUAUUCUUGUCAAGUGGACACUUAUUACAUUGUCUACAUUUUCUUACAGGAGAAAAUGAGUAUUGGGUCAGUCGUGGUUGGUGGGGGGAGAUAUUUUAGGGCAGGUGUCGGCAACCUUUGGCACUGACAGGUAUUGGACUGAAUCUCCCAUAAUACUCUUAGAGCCAUAAUGAUGGCAAAGCAUCGGUGAGAUGUAGUCCACAUUUGGAGUGCCAAAGCUUGCCUGCGCCUGCUUCAGAGAGGUGAUAAGAAACCAAAAUCUUGGUAAGGGUUGCUCUGUCUGCUUAGGGUAACUGGACCCUACAGCCAGAUCAUGAAAUAAUUAUUGUAAAACUUAGUAGGUUUCUUUCUUACUGUUCUUACAAUUCCCAUCUAUACAUCAAUACAAAAUCAAAUGGCACACUGACCGCAGUCCACUCUUUCAAAUACUUGGAUAUGUUGUUAGACCCCAAUCUAUCUUUUGGCCCUCACAUAGAAAAACUUGCAUCUAAACUUAAUUUAAAAAUAGGUGCCCUGUACAGAAACAAAUCCUGCCUAAGCCCUUCAAUAAAAGAAAAGAUUGUACAGCAAAUGCUGAUGCAAAUUAUUGAUUAUUGGGAUGUAGUAUAUGCACCUGCACCGCAAACCCAAAACUCAAUACGUUUUAGAACUCGUUCUGCCGCUUUGUGCUACAAUGUAACUACAUGACCCACCGUUGUGACAUGCUAAAAGAACUAAACUGGCUGUCGCAGGAAUCCAGACACACUCUUCAUCCUUCCAGCCUUGUGUUUGAGUUUUUUUCUGAGAAGCUUCCACCCUACCUGAGCAGAGUGCUCUCCCCGGCUGUUCCCACCUCCUAUAACCUCUGAUCCAGUACCAGCACUUUAUUUAGUCUCUCAAAACAAAAAGAAAGUGUCCCGAUCCUCUUUUCCUAAAGAGCACUGCAAUUAUGGAACGAAUUUUCAAAUCUUCCCCAAGCCUAAAAUCCUUUUGAGAUCACUCUCUACAUUUCUCAAAACAGAAUGCACCUGUCAUGGUUGAUUACAUAUUUCAUACUUGUUCUAUUAAAUUUUGGAUGUAUUGUGUAUUUAUUUUAUUGUACCAUAAUGUAUCAAUGCAAUGUCUUUUUCCAACUUGUAUUUUAUUGAAAAGAUUUCGGGUUAGGGGACGUUCAAAAACAAUUUGGGGAUUGUGCAAUAAUGACUUGUUUAGGCGCCAAGAGCCCUGUCCCUUAGUAGGAAAUUGAGUUGUUAGUGUAAGGGUGAUUGGUGCAUGAUCCGACCAUGUUAUGAUUCCAAUAUGAGUGGAUUGUACCCCAGGGAUCAUUGUGUUGUAUGAGGAAUCUAUCCUAGAGUAGGAGUUAUGGGCUUGUGAAUGGAAGGUGAAGUCUUUCUGAGGGGUGUAAGACAUAUGUCCACAUAGCCUGAGUUAAUCAGUUGUGUUCGGGUGGUUUUCGAGGAGUUGGUGUUUAUUUUUUGUUUUUUGCGUGAUGUUUGAGCUAGAGGAAGUGUCCAUUUUCUCAUCUAAUAUAAAGUUUGUCUCCCCCUAUGAUCAGGGUCCCAAAUUUGUAUUUGUCUGCUAGUGUUAAGAUAUUGUGUAGAUAUGUCUUCUGGUUAUUGUGUGGGCCGUAAACUUUUAUAAAGGUGUAGGGGUCAUUGUUUGAGGCAUUGGAUGAGAAGAAAGCAUCCCUCCUUGUCUCCAAUCUUCUUAUGUAAUGAAAAAGCUACAUCCUUACUAAAUAAGAUUGAGACUGAUCUUUUCUUCUUAGUGUAGCCAGUAUGAAAGCCUAUCAGGUAAUGUCGAUGCGAAUUUGGGCAUAUUGGAGUUUGGAAAGUGGGUUUCCUAUAAGAAAGCCACUGUGGCUUUAAUCUUUCUUGCUUCCUCUAGGGCCAGUCUCCUUUUGUGUGGUGUGUUUAAGCCUUUAACGUUGAGUGAAGUGACCGUUAGAGCCAUAAGGGUGUAGUGUGAGUGUGCUUCUUGCUGUGCAACAUGAUUUCUUCUUAUCCGACCAAAGUGAGAUCUUUAACAACCCUAUAGAGCCAAAAUGGGGAGGGUGAUCUUUGCGGGUGUUUAACUACCCAUAUAGGUGGAAUUUGAACCCAAGACAUCCUGUAGGCCCUUAAUGCGUGAGUUUGUCCCAGCCACUCUAUCAUCCCCACACUUGAUUAGAUCCCUUGGCUACACGUCUGUUAUGCUAGGUGUUCUAACAACCAUUUGUCAAACAGAUACAAUGCAUAAACAUUUAAGACCAAUAUAAACAGAACAUGCUCACAUAUGUAGGCGGUAGGAUUUUAUAUUGGAGUGGGUUGUUGUGAGUCUUAUGUUAUUUAUGUUUUGUCCCAGUGGACCAGUCUUUAGAGAUUUUUGUGGGCGACUUGUUAGAACUGCGUGUUGGAUCUGUCUUGUCUUGGAGGGUGAUGUGUAGGUUCCAUUCAUUUAGCAGUCGGGCUCCAUCUUCCACUGAUUGUACCUAGUGUUCCACGCCAUUUUGUUUUAUGAUGCGUGUGGGGUAUCCCCAUUUGUAUAGGAUGUCUGCCUCUCAUAGUGUUUGUUAUUGGUGUCAGUGCUUUGCGUUUCGCAAAGGUUCUUGCAGAAAGAUAAACAAACAGCUUUACUCCUUGAAAUUCAGCUGGUAUGUUGUCAGGGUUCGUCGCUGCUCGAAGUAUUGCUUCUUUGGAGGUGAAGUAGUGGAUGCGUGUGAUUACAUCUCUAGGCGUAGUAACCGCCAGAAAUUUAGGCCGCGGCAGGCGGUGAAUGCAGUCUAGUCGGAGGUUGUCGUCAUUAAUCCCUGGGCAGAGGGCCUUGAAUAACCUAUUGCAUAGUCACUCAGUUCAGAGGGUUUGAUCUCCUGAUAUGCCGCGUAGGCGUAUAUUAUUAUUGCGUCUGUCGCGAUCUUCGUGGUCCGCCAUUUUAGCCUCCAGAAAGGUUAGGCGGUUUUCAGUAGUUUCACAAGUCGCUGGUAAGUUAUGUGCGUCUAUGAUUUCUGUUCUGUCCUCUAGUAUGGUGGUGCAUUCACUUAUCUCUUUAACGUCUGCGCGGACAUCUCGGGCCAGUUUGGCAAAUUCUGCUUGAAGGUUCUGUUGUAGCUCUUGAAGCAUGCGUUGGAGAGCAGUUUCUGAAGCAGGAGCUGCAUUGCUAUUUGAAAUAGAUGUGCUGUCGCUCCCAUCUGAGCGUGCUGUGGGUGAAUCGGGACCUCUGGCGCCAUCUUGUGCGCAGCUGCGUUGUGGAGUUAGAGGAGAUUUGAAGUGCUGCUGGGUGCAACUUUGUGUUUUUUUUUGUUUUUUUUUGUGCUCUCUGGGACAUGGUGUUGUGGGUUUAAUGAAAGCUGUUUGGGGUGGUUAUUACUCUUCUAGUCGCGGUUUUCCUUGCACCCUAGUAGGAGCUAACUGCUCACACGUCCGUGUCCAUGAGCUGCCAGGCCACGCCCCAAUGCAAUGUUUUGUGGACCCAGGACAUACUUGAAAACAAGAGAAAUCUCAAUGUAUCGUUCCUGGUAAAAUAUUUUAUAAAAAAUACAUAAUUUGUAGGAUAAUAUCCAGUCUAGUUACUAAACAGCUCUUCCAGAGAGCCAUUACUUACAAGUAAGUCAGUCUGUGUUGUGGAGAAAAGGGGGGCAAAAUUGUAGAAAUCAUUGGUGGCAAAUACAGUACAUUUUGUUUUUGGUGUGAAUUCUCAGUUUGUAUUAUCUUUACAAAAACCAAUGCCUUGUAAAGAUUGUAUAGUUUGGUUAACUGGUGGUUUCUAAAUUUUAUCAUUUUUAACUGCAGACUCCAAGAAAAAGGAAAACUCGACACAGUUCUAAUCCACCUUUGGAGUAUCACGUUGGUUGGGUGAUGGACUCAAAGGAGCACAGACCUAGAACCUCUUCUGUAAGGUAACAAGCAAAAUUCUGACCUUUUUUACUGGUUUGUACAUUUGAGCAGUAAUUUGCACAUUACGCAAUUUAGUACUGACUGUAAAAAAAUAAAUAAAAAAAAUAAAAAAUAAAAACUAAAAAAAAAAAAAUAUAUAUAUAUAUUUAUAUAUUAUUAUUAUUAUUAUUAUUAUUUACAUUGCUUGUGCUGAUGUGCCCAGCACCUGUUCAUUAACCCCCAAAUAGAAUGGCAGAUCAGAACCAUUCGACCUAUCUAGUCUGCCCAUUACAGCCCUUCCCUCAAUACGAUAACUUGGAUUGCCUGAAGGACAGGGGCUCUGAUUGUUAGAUGCCAAUGGAAACUGAAAUUGGGUCAGAUUAUGUAUUCCGGCCUGAAGGUACUGUUUGGGGUUGUUUUGAAAGGAACACUAUUGGGACAGGAGCACAAACCUGUAUUCCUGACCCUAUAGUGUUGGAACCACCAUCUGCUCCCGACCCCUUGCCCUCACUAAAUAUCGUAAAAUCUUACUUGUAUUAGUCUGCAGCUGCUGCCGCUAACCUGAUCUGCUGGCUUUCCUUGCAUCAGAAGUUGUUCUCUAAGCCAAUCACAGUGCUUCCCCAUAGGAUUGGCUGAGACUGUCAAGGACGCAGAACCAGCACAAGCCAAACAUAGCCCUGGCCAAUCAGCCUCUUGAAUCAAUGCAUAUCUAUGAGGAACGUUCAAUGUCUCCAUGCACAGUGUAGCACUGCACCUCUAGCAGCCAUCUGAGGAGUGGCCAGUGGCGUUAUCCCUAAGCUGUAAUGUCAACACUGCAAUUUCUCUGACAAGACAGUGUUUACUGCAAAAAGCCUAAAGGGAAUGAUUCUACUCACCAGAACAUAUUCAAUAAGCUGUAGUUGUUCAGGUGACAUUGGUGUCCCUUUAAGGGCCUUACAGUCCACCUUUUAUGUAUAUAGUGAAUGGGUGUGUGCUGAAUCGUAAUAUAAUGGGGAUUUAGUUACAGUAUAUGAUCAUACAUUCAUUAUCCUGCCACAACAACAAUGUAACACAAGGGGGUGGGGGAUAGCGAUAAGGCAGACCUCAAUGUUCGGCUUAUCUGACUAUUUUUGUGAAGUACAGUUUGGGAAUACCUUGAAAAAGUUCCUUUUAAACAACUGAAAUGUCAAGUAGCUUAAAGGAGCACUAUAGGGUCAGAAACAGACAUGUAUUCCUGACCCUAUAGUGUUAAAACCACAAUCUUGCCACCCUGGUCCCCUCAUUCCUCCCUAAAAAUAGCAAAAUAUUGUAUUCAAGAGCUGCUAGCUCUGGCUCUGUUUCCUUUAGACCUGCCCACUGCCUGCUGACAUCAGAAGUGGUGGCCUGAUCCAGUCACAAUGCUUCCCCAUAGGAUUGGCUGAGACUGACAGAGGCAAAUCGGGGGCAGAGCCAGCACGAUUCAAACACAGCUCUGGCCAAUCAGCAUCUCAUCAUAGAGAUGAAUUGAAUCAAUGAAUCUCUAUGAGGAAAGUUCAGUAUCUGCAUGCAGAGGGAGGGGAUACUGAAUGUUUGGAUGCAUUUUAGGCAGCCAUGGCCCAGGAACAGGGGCGGGCUGGGCCGGGGUGCAGGAAGGCAAUUGCCCCCCAGGCCGCCCCAAAUCCUUUUAAGACCGGCCGCUGCAGGGCCGGUCCUAAUGCUGCAGCCGCUUGAGCACUCUGUUAAGAGCCUCAGGCGGCUGGAGCACAUCAUCUCCUCUCCUGUAGCUGGCCGAGCUCCUGUCUGUCCGGCUGGGUACAGGAAGUUUCUGUUUCCUGUAACCGGCCGGACAGACAGGAAGUGCACACUCAGUGUGCACCUUCCUAUCCCUUCGGCCGGGCACCACGGAUGGGGAGAGGAGCUCGGCCACGCUACUGGGGAGGUGAGGGGGUGGGGUGGAGGGAGUAACGGAAGGGGUAGAAGGGGGUAAGAAGAACACAAGGAGGAGGGGGGACUGAGAAGAACACAGGGAGGGGGGAUGGUGAGGAGGACACAUGGAGGAGGAGAAGGAGGGAAGAAGAGCGCGGGGGGAGUGUGAGAGACCACUAAGGGGCAGGGGAGAGCUCUAAGGGAUAGCUCUAUAGGACAGGGGGCAAGACCGGGAGCUCUUUCACUCUACGCACACACAAUGCAUCCCUACACACAGAAACACAUGCUUCCUUUACACACACAGAAACACACAAUGCAUCCUUUACACACAUACACAGAAACACACAAUGCAAACCCUUACACACACACACUGCUUUUCUUACAUACACACAAACACAAUGCAUCUUACACACACUCAAUGCACAAACAUACAGACACACACCUUGCAUCCCUUAUGCAUACAAACACAGAUUCACGCAAUGCAUCCCUUAUGCAUACAAACACAGAUUCACGCAAUGCAUCUCUUAUGCAUACAAACACAUAUUCAUGCAAUGCAUCCCUUAUGCAUACAAACAGAUUCACGCAAUGCAUCCCUUACACACACAACCAGAAACACACAAUACAUCCCUUACACACAAACACACUGCAUCACCUACACAAACUGGUAUCCCUAUACACUACAUACCAUAAGCACACAUAUUAGAACCUCUACAAUAACCCAUAACACAUCCCCUACACACUCCACUCCCUGUGAGCAGACUCAUGGGUGGGUGGAACAAAUAAGUGGACUUAUGAGUGGGCCUUGUGGGCAUACUCACCAUCUGGCUCUGGGGCACAGACCUUGAGCUGUGUAAAUGGAGCUGCUUCCAAUUCUCCCAGAACAUUGAAUUUUGUGACCACAGUUGCAAACAGCCUCCAGAGAUCCUGUUCUACACCAGACCAGUGGAGCCAAACUGCAGCCCAUCAUCAUCCUCAUCUGGUUGUAAGUAGGCAAUCUAGUAAUUAUUAGUGACCCUAAUCUAUAAUUUACUUCACAUUAAAGGGACACUAUAGUCCCCAGAACCACUUCAGCCUUUUAAUGUAAACACACACUGUGUGCAGUACUGGCGUUAGUUCGUAUGGCAGCUCAUAUAGGUGGAGCAUUGUGAUGUCACAUGGGGGCCGGCAAAUCCAGCUGUUCCCCAUGCAGUCACAGGUGCCGCUGUGCUAGGAGAUUGUGAUUACUCUUCACUUCCUCCCAGCCUACAGAGCAGCGCAUGGGAGAAGGAGGAGGCAUGAUUUAAUCUUACAACAAAUCCAGUAAGCAAAUCUUUAUAAAUUGGGAGGGAUCAGCUCUGUUUGCACAGUUUAUUGGUGUUUACUCUGUCUGUAUUAAUAUUGAGGGAUGUCUAAGUAGUAACGUCAGUGUAUGUCAGCAGGUCCAGCCGUUGGGGUGUGCACGCUGUGCGGUCACGCAGGAUGCCAUGACAACAGAGGCGCCCGGCGGCCAACACAACUCACAAGUUGGGGACACCAGCAUAUUCAAUCUAAACGAUUCGCUGGUGGUACACUGGUGCGCACCAGCAGUAGGUGCAGUCAAAUCAUAUCCUCUCGCUUGUGGUUCCGGCGCUCAGUUAGUGAGUCAGACCACAGGCUCAGAGAUUCUCAGCCUGCGCUCUAACAACAUAAGGUCAGAGCCACGAAGGAGCGGGUAUGGCAAAGAGCUACUGAUUAGCAUAACAUCAAUAUCCGUUAUAAAACCAUGGAUGGUGAACUGAUUUGGUGGUGCAAUGGGCCACUUGACUGGUUUUGCCCCCCAGGCCUAAGGCUGCCAGCCCUCCCCUGCCCAGGAAGGAUCUCUAACAGCCAUCUAAGGAGUAGCCAGUUAAGUUAUCACUAAGCUGUAAUGUAAACACUGCAUUUUCUCUCAAAAGACAGUGUUUACAGCAAAAAGCCUGAAAGUAAUGAUUCUACUCACCAGAACAAAUUCAAUAAGCUGUAGUUGUUCUGGUGACUAGUGUCCCUUUAAGUAAACCCCAUUGAAAUGCUCCACACUUAUAUUUUUUUGUUUUAGCAGCUCAAAUGCAUCGCCUUCAGAAGGUACUCCACUUGUAGAAAGCUAUGGCUGUACCCCUCAUUCUUUGCCAAAGUUUCAACAUCCAUCUCACGAACUUCUAAAGGAAAAUGGCUUCACACAACAAGUAUACCAUAAAUAUAGAAGGAGAUGCUUAAAUGGUAAGAACACAUUUAAAAUGGGCUUUACUUAUUUUAUUUUUCUAAACUAUGACCUAGUGUAAUUACAAGUAGUUUAGCUUCAUGUUAUCAACCUACAAUUUAACUUCUGUGAUCUGUGCCAUGAGGCAUUUCUUGAUCUCAAGGAGGAAAUUACAUCCUACAACUUGACUGCUAGCUUCUUGUGAUAUUUCCUGUUUCUCUCUUAAUGUCCCAGCCUAGCACAAAAAAAAUUAAAUGCUGGCAACCUUAUUUGUCUAAAGUCUUAAAAUAAAGUGCAGUUAGGGAACAUGUGCACAUACCAAUAGCAUGGGUCAAGUACAUGCAUUGUUAUAGAGAAGCUAGCUACAGAUGAGCCCAUAUUAAAUUGAAACUACACGUUAGUUGUGUGAACUGUAGUCAGGAGUAGACACUACUGAGUAGACACUACAUUUUUGUUUGGCAUUUUUUUUGGUUAUGCCAUGGAAGAUGCAAGUUAUCUAUGCAGUACUUCUGACUUCAGCUGUUGAGAAAGUCCAUGUGUUUGGGUUUUUUUGUUUGGGUUUUUUUUAAAUGUGAAACCUGCACUUUUUGCUGAAGUGUAAAGGCUGUUAUUUCUAAACUUUGUUCCUUUUAACAGUUAGACAAGAAACCCUAUUCACCAUAACAAUAUAGCAUGUUGUAGUGGUUAUGCCAGGAGUAGCCUGGCACCCUCUUUCAGUAAGUCAAACCGUUUGAUCACAUACCUGGGGUCUGCCGGUCACCGCCUACAGUGGAACACUACUCCACAUUUUCUGGAAUAGACAAAAUUUCAGUCUGUUGGUUUAAAACAAGAUAUAAUUUUAGAAAACACAAUAUGUAGAAAUUUCUUGCAUAGUUUAUUUUUUAUGUAUUUUUUUUUUCAUGAGGGUUUGGCUUCUUGAAUGCUCUCUGAAAGUUUUACCUAAGCAUCCUGGUCUCAAUAUUUUCACCUCCUUGUAACUAUCUAGUAAAGUGUUUUUUUGUUGUUGUAAUUGCUAUCUGCAAUGUGUGUAUUUGAAGAACGGAGACCUGCCAAGAAUAGAAGUCAGCUAUCUUUACACAAUAUAAAUGAAAACUUAAGCUCUGUUUUUAAAUCUCUCUGCACUUUUUUUAUUUUUUAUUUUUAAACACUCACACACAAACAAUAUGGGGCUCCUAAAAAAGGAAAGAAGAAUUCAGCUCCAAACCAGGACAGUCCUCCAAAAUAGGGGCACUUUGGAGAUAUGCCUUAAUUUGCAAUUUACUGCUAAAUUCAUGGCAGUCUAGUGUUUUAUUUUCUAGAUAAAUAACAUUAGGUGGGUUGGAAAUCUUUUCCCCACUGACUUGUAACAUUUUUUGGUUAGUACAUUUUGAUAAAUGUUAACAGCAUAAAAAUAUUUCUAUCAGAUAUUGGUAUUUUUUAUUUUUCAUGUUCAAUCGGGCAGUUGGGAUAUCAAGAUCAAAUACCAAAUCAUCAUUUGUUAAUCGUUACAAUGUGUCUUUUCAUACCAUGUGUAUCCCGUAGCUAAUCACUCUACUCUCUGUCUCUGCACUUUCUGCUAAGCAUGGCAACUACAUGCAAGUCCCAGUACUUGCCAGUCUCUCUGGCAGGCUAAUCAGUCCCUCCACCCUUGUGGUUUAAAAAAAUAAAUAAAAAGUUUAACACAUCUCAUUCCCAGUUCCUUUUUGGGGCAUGUUUAAUAUCCCAGAAGCAUGCUUAAUCUCCCAGGGUACAUGCCAUCCACCGCAAUUGUUACAUAGACUGCAUUAAUUUCAGGUCCUACAUUUUUAGCCUCAUCAGUUUCAAGUGUAUUUACUAAAAAUCUUAUCCUACCAGUUUGCUGCAGAUCCAGUAAGUUCUGUCAUGCUAUAUAUGGACAACUGGCUUUUGGGAGGGUCACUCAAAAGAUUGUCUGCAGUAACUACAAUAGCAUGGCUGGAUGGACAGUUAGGAAAAAAUUUGCCUGCAGUUAACAAGUGUAAUAUAUUUUUAUGACCUGCACAUACAAGAGGUGUUAUAGCAGAGCUAUAAAAACCCAGAAUCAGAAAAUAACUUUUUUCCUUUCUAGCAAUAAAAAAAACAAAAAAAACCCCUCUGGUUCAAGAGGUCUUAUGAAUCUUUACCCAACAAAACAUCUCUACUGGUCUACUGCCUCUAUUCAAAAAGCUUCUAGAGCCUCUUCAAAAAGGCAUUUCAUUUUGCUUGCUUCAGAUGGAUCAGAAUACUGCAAAGUACUGUUAAGAGUGACGUAAAGAUUGCAUUGCUUCCAUAGCCAGAUGAUGGAAAUUCACUAUUCUAACAGCAUAUUGGAAACAAGUCUCCAACAGCCCACACUACCAGAAGAUUAUUUGCAUUUUGGCAACGAAGGCAGAAGCACCUCCUGAGAGAGUUCAUGGCAUCUCUCCUUCCUCAAUACAUACGUUCUGCAAAUAUGAUUGGCUGCAUGUCCUUCACAAGAAGUGCGCUUUCAGUGAAAGCUGCUACAUGUGGUCUUGAAGAACUCACCCACCUUUUAAAUGGCUUGUGACAUCCUAGUCAUGAGUACUGCUGCUCUAAGCUUGGAAACCUCUUUUCCUUACUAGAUGAUGUGUCCCUAUUUAGUCUUUACAUUAAACCUUUGCACAGAAAUUGGUAUAUUUUUUUUUUAUUAUUAUAGAUGUUAGAGGUAUCUAAAGUGGAGCUACUGACACAUUUAGUUCUUGAGAAGGAUCUAUCAAGUAGUUGGAAGCUAGAUCAACUAGCCAUUGGUGAGGAACUGCCUCUUCUACUAUGGAAAUAAUGUCCAUAAUCCUUCUAUGGCACCAGUUUAGUGUGUUUAGGAAUUACAUGGCUGCAGACUAGAGUUAAUCUUAAAAAAUAAAGUGUACAUAUAUUAGUCUAUCUCAAAUGUAUUUUCAGGAGGGGUUUUGAUUUGUUGUGUUUUUGUUUUUUUGUUUUGUUUGUUUUUUCUUGCUUUAUAGAUGUGCAGUACUAUAGUUUUUCUAUAUGCUUCUUAUUCUAUAUUCAGAAAGAAAACAUUUAGGAAUUGGUCAGUCCCCAGAGAUGAACACCCUCUUUCGUUUCUGGUCCUUCUUUCUCAGAGAUCACUUUAACAAAAAAAUGUAUGAGGAGUUUAGACAGCUUGCUGUAGAUGAAGCCAAAGAAAACUACAGGUAACGUAGUAGCUACUACUAUAUAUUUAGAUGAGUUGUAAAAAAAAAGUGGUAGACCUCAGUAAGAAUUUUGGUCCAGUCAUGGCGAUGGAAAUGCAUGAUUCAGUUUACGGAGUUGGAAAUAUACUCCACAUACAGUUUCUGAUUAGAUACAAGUCAGAUAUUCUAACCAGAACUAGAUUCAUUGUAUUUCUAAAACAAAUAUACAGAGCAUGCUAAAAUGUCCACAUAAUUAAAUCUGAUAUUUUUUUUUUAUUUUUAUUUUUUGUAUCUGACAAAGCAAGACUCCAGGUGUGUUGGGGGAAAAAAAGUCUUUAUAAUGGGAGUAUUUUGUACACCUCUUGAAUGGGUGGCUUUAAAGGGGGACACUAAGGCCCAAAAACAGCUUUAGCUUAAUGAAGUAGCUUUGAUGUAUAGAUCAUGCCCCUGCAGUCUUGCUGUAUUUGACCUAUACAGCGUCCCCUACACACUCAUGUAAAGAGACUUAAUUUUUAAACCUAUUUUUAUUACAGCAUAUGUUUAGAAGUUCUUAUUUCCUGCUCUGGUAAUUGGCUGCUAGAGCGCGUGCGUGUUUUUUUUUUUUUUUUUUUCCAGGAGGUAACUACCCCACUGCAAGAUCUGAUUGAAAAUUAAACUUCUCACCCUAUGUUGGCUGUAUGAGGUGUGGCUAAUGCUGCAUUAACGAGUGAUAGUUAUUGUUUCACUAAAAGGAGAAUUGAGCAUUGAGACUGCAGGGGUGUGAUCUAUUCCCAAAUACUGCUUCAUUAAGCUAGUUUCUAAAAGUCUCCCUUUAAACAGGUGUCAAACCUUUUCUUUCUCAUUAAGAUGAAGAUAUAUUGAGGGUGUUAAUUGAGAUCGGGAAAUCCACCCUGAGAACUUUUGAAUAGAAACCAAUAAAGUACAUGGCGAUGAAAGAUGUUGCUAAUUUAAGUCAAGUAUGUUUUAGGAUGCCCCUUAAAGGACACUAUAUGAUGGCAUACCAUGAAAAAAAAAAUCUAACUUUUGUAUGUUACUGGGUGUCGGUCUGAAGUUUCAUUGAAAAUCUGCAGGCGUUUUAACUGUCAUUUAUCACUUGCAGGUAUGGUUUAGAAUGUCUCUUUAGAUUUUACAGCUAUGGGUUGGAAAAGAAAUUCAGGCAAGGGAUAUUUGAGGACUUUCAGGAAGAAACUCUGAAAGACUAUGAAAAUGGUAACACGAUCAGAAUUUUCUUAUCCACUUUUUUUUUUGUUUUGUUUUUUGUUACUUCUUACUUAAAUAUUUAUAUUUUUAUUUUUAGGACAGCUUUAUGGACUGGAGAAGUUUUGGGCAUAUCUUAAAUAUUCAAAAGGGAAAAACCUUUCAGUUGAGCCUAAACUAGAGAGUUACUUGUCCAAUUUUAAGAGGCUGGAAGAUUUCAGAGUGGAUGUAAGUGGCAUAUCCUACCCCAAUCAAGGUUUUUACACCCAUAAAAAUAAAACAUGAUUGGAUACUUUUUAGUUUCUUAUUCUUACUCUAGUAAUUAGGACUUAGAAUCUAAGUGUAAGCGCUGCGGAAUUAGUUGGCGCUAUAUAAAUAUCAUUAAUAAUAAUGUGAAAUGUAUGUUCAAAUAUUAUUCAAAUGCAUAGUAUUUUAAGUGAUCUACUUUGUUCCAGAAGAAAUUAAAUAUAAGAGAUGGCCAUCUGUCUUUAAAAGGACAUGCUACUCCACACCAAAAUAACUUAAGUGCAUUUGACAGGAUUUGGCCACAUAUUAAUGAUGGUUUUUCUUAAUCCAGUGGAGGUUCACACACCGCUGAGAAGUGUUCAGGUGCAGCCAAAUAGAGGAGGCAAAUUCAAAAUACUCCGUCACAAAAUUGCAAUGUUUUUGUUCUGUUAUGGAGCUUUUGCCAACCAUGAUUGCCUGACCGACUCUGAAACACGUUUCACUUAUCAAAGCAAUGUCAGCUCAGAGUGCAACAGUUUGUUGCUGUUUUUCUUAACGCAUCAUUGUCUCCUCCCCCUCUACCAACCCCUAUAGCAGGGGUCCACAAACCCCUACCCCCAGAUGUUGCUGAACUACAACUCUUUUGAUUCUCUGGCUAUCUAUGUAAUUCAAAGAAUCAUGGGAGUUGUAGUUCAGCAACUUCUGGGCAGCAGGAGUUUGUGGACCCCUGCCGUAUAGGGUCUUUUUGAUAGCACUUUGUGUCCCAUUACAUGACUGGAAUUGAGUAUUUGGGAAAUCCAGAAGACCUAUAUUGAUAGGGAAAUGUAGUCCUACAUACUAAUGUUGCAAUCUGUAAUUGUUACCAAUUGCUAUCAAAUAGAGCCAAUAUGGCCAGCACUUUAGAGUGAGUUUGGCAAGAAUGUCAAUAGAAGAAAGUAGAAAAAUCGAAUACACUAUGAGAAGAUGUUGUUUUUGUUUUUGUUUUUCCCCCUCCCCCUCUUUGGUCCUAAAUUCAGAGUGGCUCUUUGAACUAAAUCAAGGUGGGAAAAAGCUAUCCUUAUAUUCUGUUGUGCUUUCACUUUGCUGUAUUUUGUUUUUAUUUUUUAGUGUCUCAUUUAAAGGUAAAUCUUUUUAAAUGCCGGCUGUCUGUCUGCUAGUUGGGGAAAAAGCUACAUUAACAUUUUCCUGCCAGUUCAGGUUAUUCAAAGUGAUGCAUGUACCUUUUUAAGCAAAAUGAAAUCUGUUUGAACGGGAAAAGGUGAAUUUGAAAGCAUUUGGCCUGAUACUUGUGCUUUGUUUGUUAUGUUGGUGCCCAAAGUGUUUACCUUCAUGUUGAUGCGAUGUAAACUAAAAUUUGAAUGAAAGCAAAUAGUGAUUAUUGACCGAAUGAAUCCUAUUCACCUUUAUAAAAUUAUGUAAACUGAAUAUUUGCUGACCCUGUUAUCAGUAUUAAAGCUUUUACUUGGAGUAAUUAGUAUUGCAGGUGGUGGAAAAAAUUAGUUGUAAGUUUUAAAUAUGACCGUUCCACUGUUAUGCUGAUAGAGAUAUAUCGAUAUAUAUCUAUCAUUACAGUUUAGAAACACUUAUAAAAAUCACACCAGACACAAUCGUAUGUAAUUACUAUUGCAGUGCUGUUACAUUCAGCAUACUUUUGCAUUACCUACGUCUGCUAUAUUCUAUUUUGUGUGUAAUAGAAGAAUCCUAUAUAAUGAAUCCAGGUAAGUAGAGGCAAACUGGUAAUGACUUAAUCCAACGUUUAUGUAUGCUGCCUUUUUUUAAAUAUAUGUUUGCCUAAAUCCAGAUAGGUCAGCAUGAAGAUGCCAAGUUAGUGAAUCCAUAUUCUGGCAUUUAUCUACAGCCUCCCAUAGCUGAAGAAGCUGGACAACAAAGGCCUCAAACUACCUUGGCAUGUGAAGAUGCAGGUCGCCGAAGGAAUCGUUCUGGUACCUCCAAAACCUCUACUGUUAAACAGUCUAGCAGCCGUUCUCUGGGAUCUGCCAAUUCUGCUCCCAAAGUAAAAGCACAGCCGAAGAGGCAAAGAAGCAACUGCAGCCAGGACAAAGGUGCCACAAAAUAGCCUUCAUAACUGGUAGCAAGAGAAGAGGACAUUGUUUAGCCAUGCGAAGAUGGCAAUGUUGACACAGCUCCUAUGCAGCAACUUGGGAUGCUUGAUAACCAAAAAGCAAUACAUUGAUAAUACAAUGAAGCUUACAUAGGUUUCCUCAAACAAGGAUGUAUUUUAUUGAGGUUUGCGAAAGCAAAUUUUUUUUUUUUUUUUUUUCCUCUCUCUCUCUCCUAAACGUACAUUUGAGAAAUGGUUCCUUUUCUAUUUUCCAGAAAGGACAGCCUUAAUGUUUCAAAAGAAAUGCUCAAGAGAGGGUGUUUGAAUCCAUAACGUGUUUUUUUUUUUUUUUUUUACCUGCUUUAUUUCAUUACCAGGACGUAUAUAUAAUUGUGAAAAAAAUCAUACUUUUUAUGACUUAAUAUUCUAAUACUAUAUUUUAAAUAAUGGUUCUAAAUAGCAUUUUGUUUUCUGUUUAUAUACAGAUUUUCAGAAUCAGCAGCUUUAGAGUACAACUUGCUCUUCAUUAACUGUUUAGAACUCAGUGGUUUCAUUUUGAUUUUAAAAGAAUUUAGUACAUGUGUAAGGCAUGAAUGCUCUUAUGUUAAGAGAAAGAAAAGCUAUAGAUAGUUAGUGAUGAGGUUGUAAGAUGGGUUAAAGAGAACUGCAAGCAUAUGUGUGAAGACCGUGGUUAACACCUGAAGUAGGGGCUCUGUGCCUGAAAACCAGUCUCUGUCCUUUGUUAAUAAAAAAAAUAGCUUUACCCCUGUAACACUCUUAUGACUCAAUGAUCCUAGCUUUAUAUCCCUUCAUAUCUAGUAAGUGAAUAAUUCAGGGCUUUGUAAAAGUCUACAAGGUGAUGCUUGCUACUAUAUAUACUUUUUAUUUAUAUUUUUUGCUAAGGGAAAUACUUGCUUUUUGGGCUGUCUUUUUAUUUACUCUUCAGUGUAGUUUUUAAACCUAUAUUGCAUUAGUCUCUUAAUUCUAUGGCUUAAACGAACCAUAAACUCAAAGCAGGGAAACUGUCAAUUUUUUUUUUUCAUUAAAUAAAAUGUGGAUGUAUUACAGGACUAUUGCAUUUUACUUUAAGUUGCACAUAAAAGUUGUCCAUUUGGUGCUGAAGUUUAUAUUGUAGAGGCGUACUAAUGAUGUGUUAAAACAAGUGACCUGCCACUUCAGCUGCACUAUAAUUUGUCAAUAGAUUACCUUUCUGACUUCUGUUUUUAACUUGUUUUAACACAAAAUAAUGAAAUUGUAAAUUAUUUGGAUUUUUAGCUUCGUGUACAGUACAAUAAAAGACUGGAGGGUUUCCGGCUUUGCGGUGAACUUGUAGACCUUGCUGUAAUAAAAAAAAUAUUUUUAAAAUUUGUAUUCACUUUCUUACUCCUUCAAAUACAUGACUGUAAAUGCAUUUUACAGAUUUCUCCUCAUUCCAGCAGAGCCAGAAAGUGAUUUACCUUAACACUGCACUUGGCAGUUCAAAUAAACUUGCCCUUGCUACAUCAUUGUACAGAGUUUGCUUGCCCACUGUGGUUCACUAGCCUGCACGCCAUCUGGGUUGACAGCCCAGAAAGUAAGUCGCAUGGCCCACAAAGUUUAGGAGUGCAAGAAAAGUGUAGAAGGCUUGCUUUGAUUUUGCGUAUAAGGCAGAGGUAUUCUACUUCUAUGCGAACACCUGGCAGCAGUAAGUAGCGGGCAGGUUAUUAAUGAAUAUUUUCUAGUUCUACCAUCUACUGUCCCAAAAUGAAUUCCCAAAUAAGUUAAAUUAAAGUUUGCAAAUUCGCAAUGUAACUCAAAGUCAAUCACACUUCUGUGAAAUCAAACUGUCCACUUAAGAAGCAACACUGAGUGACAAUCAAUUUCACAUGCUGUUGUGCAAAUGGGAUAGACAACAGGUGGAAAUUAUAGGCAAUUAGCAAGACACCCUAAUAAAGGAGUGGUUCUGCAGGUGGUGUCCACAGACCACUUCUCGCUUCCUGGCUGAGGUUUUAGUCACUUUUGAAUGUUGGCGGUGCUUUCACUCUAGUGGUAGCAUGGGAUGGAGUCUACAAGCCACACAAGUGGCUCAGGUAGUGCAGAUCAUCCAGGAUGGCACAUCAAUGCAAGCUGUGGC